UCCUCUUCCCGAAAAAAUGUGACUCUGUUAGGCUGAAACCUUCUCGCUGCACACCCGUCCUCCGCUUGUUCGGUUCUGAAUGUUUGUGUUACAUAAGUGGCUGCUGUGGAAGCAUCUUUCCAGCGUCAUGUUUUUUUUCCAGAACUGCAGGGUCCUGGUGGUCCCAUCCAAUCAAGACGCUGCAGGUUCGGGACUGAGUACCCCAUAACUUAUCACGAUCAACUCCUGAAUGUUUCUAAGAGGGGGGAGGGGGCUGUAAAAAUGAUAGAUAUAAAUCCGUGAUCUAACUUUAGUGUCCGCCCGCGAGCAUGCACCAAGGUCUCCUCCUGCCUCAACGCGUGUCCACUCAGACGCCGAGGGAGUAGCUCGAAGGGUGGAGAAAGAUUUCAGCACCGGAGCUGUCCACGACACUUGGAGAAGUCUUUAUUCCUGCCAAGAGGGGGAAGCUGCUUCCGACUGUAAAUUCUCUCUCUGGGACUGUGAGGAGAAAGGAAUAAUAAACUGCUCUGUGCCAUUCGUCUCUCUGCGGGGCCAGGAAAGGCGCACAGACUUCAUUCGAGCUAAAACCUUGCCAUGCUGGACGGCCGGGCUUGAGACAGAGAGGAUAAAGUGAGAAGACCAGUCCGCGACUCUUUACGGUGAGUUCAACAUGCAGCUUGUUUGGCUUUCUUUGUCCGUUACAUAACCAUCUCUAAACUGUCAUGCUGGAUGUCCUACUGCUCUAGAUUCUCUUUAAAACCUCUUUUCUGUAACGGGGCGCGUAAAGGUACCAAACACUUGAAGCCUUGUUGCAGAGGCUUGUGUGGGAGAAUAUUUAGGUCAACAUCCACAUGGGUGUGGAUGCGUGUCGCGGUCGUUAGAAACUACAGGAGUUUAAAUCGCUCCUGACGCUACCUUGUGUUGUGUGUCUCACUCUCGUUUCGUAACAGUGCAUUGUGGGAUAUAAACAGCUAACAUUAGAGUUCUUCAGACGUCAUAUAGUGAGGUUACAGUUAAAGCAGCCUCGGCUUGCAACCUCACUGGGAGUUGUAUCAAUGAGACAUCCUGCAACUAAUGGCAUGGCUGGAUGAGUCUAAAUUGAUGCUCCUCUCUGCUGCAGACAUAAGUAGUUUGCUCUCUCUCCAGCUGCUUCUGUCCAUUUUCCCCAGAACUGUCCCACAGGAGAGUGCAGUUGUCCAUUAAGCCUUCCAUCAGUCUUUGUUUACAACCCCCAUUGUUAUUAUCUUUUAGCCAAUGCAUGUAGGUCCGCAAACAAGCCAAUUUUAGUGUUAACCUUGGAGUGAGUCCUGCUCCCCAGUCUGUGACAGAUCCCUGCAGCUCAGCUGCUUCACCGCCGCCUGUUCGGUGGUUAUUGUCAGACUCUCAGAGCGUUGGGCUGGCGCUGGCUCUCUGCCUGGCAGAGCCUGAAUGCCAAAGUGGUGUCUCCAGCCUAACGAUGCAUUGAGAUUUAAAUUUCCACUCCAUUCAGGGACUUUUCAGUUCGCCCAUUCACAAACCCCUUAAGCAUUUGCUGAACCUUGAGCAUAUCAUGUUUUUUUGUGGAGAAUGUUGUGGUCAGUCGGAGACAGGAGGGCUGGAGAAGAGGCAGUGAAAUAUCAGGGGAGAUGUGUGGUUGUUUUAUGCACAUAUUUGUGUGUCCUUGAAUGAGCGAGGAGCCUGCAAACCAGAGGGAAGGAGGAUCAUUUUGAGGCUCUGUUUGAUUUGUUUGCCUCUGUGUCCAUGUGCACGUCCAUCUGCAUGUCCCAAAUAGCUGGUAAUGAUUCCACUCACUCACUAUUACAGGGAUCAGGGUGAACUCGUUAGCGUAAUUAGUUCUAGGUCUUUGCUUCCCUGGUCCGUGGGUGAGAUCUCCAGCUAAAGGGGGAUUCAUCCCCAUGAAAAGACAUGCUUUGUGGGGCUUCCAUUCAAAAAUUCCAGCCCCCCUCCUCUGAAACAGGGAUUGAAAAGGAGGCUGGUUGGGAUUCUAAUCAGCACAUGACGGUGACAUCCAAGAGCUCUGGGAAGGGAAUCAUACACUUCACAUAUCGUGCGAGGAAAGCCAAAAACAGAUCUGCACCCUUUUACGUUAACAUGACGUGAAAAUUAAAAACCUAACAGGAUGUUUAACAAGAGUGGCUCAAAAAUGUGCUCCUGCGUCAUGAGUGUGAGGGACUGAUCAAAGUUUCUUUUGUAAUUGAAUACGUUCAAUCCCAAUCUGUCAAACAGCAGCUGAAAAGGUACAAUUGAUCGUCCUUAUCUAUGAAGAUCAGGGCGAAAAUCGAUCAUGAUUUUUUCUUUUUGGAGCAAUAUCAAUCCAUCUACAAAAAUCAAUCUGAGAAAAAAGAACAAAAACAAUCAAACAAAAAACUCUCCCUUUGGUUGAAUGGUAACAGAAAGGUCGCGUUUAAAGAGCGCACCUGGCAACAGAUCUCACCGUUAAAGGUUCCACAUAAUGAAAAAACAUAUUUUUCCUGGUCCCUGCUUACAUUCUUUAGCCUUCCUCAAGCCUAGCAACCCUGAGAGUGUGGAAGUAAAAAAAGCCUCAACAUAGUUUCUGUCGCCCACCCUGAGAGAAAGCACUUUUACAAGGUCAGUGGAACUGGACCCUGUGGUGAUGCAAUACCAGGAUACAGAACCAGUCCCACCAGUACUCUGAUUCAGCUUCUUCCGAGGCGACUGUGGCUUUACAAGUCAAUUUACACAUAAAAGAAGAGAAGUAUGAGUAUAGUUAUAUUUUGGAUUUCAUGUGUAGUGUACUGGUGCAGCUUUUUCUGGAGCCCUUGCCACGUUUGUUUGGGUGUCUUUCCACGUUUACACCAAUCCUCACCUCAUUAUCGUAGCAUCCUGCUCGCUGAUAUCACUGCAUGGAUAACGAGGUUAGAGACUGAGAGGCUGAAUUUCAAUCGUGCAACCAAACUCAAAACCCUGUUUAAAAGGACACGUUGUAAACAGCUGCUAAUACUAUCACAUGGACCUUUAACGCUGGGAAAGAACUUCUAUCACAAAGUGAGACGUCUUUAUAAAGACUAAAUCUGUUGAGGGGAUUGUACUUGAGAGUCUAAACUUGUAUCUGUUGUCUAAACUGAGUUCAUUUUAAAGUAAUAUCCUUGACAGCACCUGUUUAUACUCAUAAUAACCACAAACACGGUCAUAAAAUCCACUCUGGCUUUAAGGAGAGUGCUAUACGGUAUAUUAUUAUGAUCAUUAUUAUUUAUAGCCUGUAUGCUUGUUAAGUUUUGGUAGUGGUGGACUAUUUCCUGUAGACUGAUAAAUAGCUGUUAUAUGAGCUCUUUUAGAUCUCUGCGGUGACACUUAGGCAGCGGUGGACUGAAUACUAAUAUUGACCUUAAGCUGUCUCUUCUGGCCUCUAACAUAGAGCCGCUUACGGGAGAAAGCCGAUCCAAGUCAAGCUGAGAUUCAUAUCUCGCUUAAGCAUUAUACACUGAGCUCUUGCCAUGAGGUGAUUUGAUGAAAAAAAGAUCACGCAGGGAUUGUAGUUGGAUUCAGAGUUUUCUAAAACACAGUGAUGCAGUGCCAGUUCGGUGUGUUGGAAGCUAUUGUUGUGAACUAUACUAUAGAAGAAGAUGUGUGCGUGCUUUCGCCCACAUGGUCUGCUUGUGAUAAAUGAAAUGGGUGAAGUGUGGGUAACGGCGAAGCAUUACUCCAAAGAGCAGGAAAAUCACUAGGAUUUGAAGAGCACUUUGGUGCCACUACCUCCCAAAAUUAUCAAUAAUUAAUUAAACCAAGAUGCUCCUGAGAGCUUCAUCAUCGGAGGGAUCUUUACGCUCUCUUGCUUACAUGAAUCAAGAGAAUGACUGCAUAUCGAUCCUAAAAUGUUUAAUAGACUCGUGCAAAGUACCAAUAAAAAAAGGACACACUUCUGAGACAAAAUGAGUUCAUCGUCCCAAAUAUUAUCGGCCUGCUUUAAAAGACAGAUGACUACAGCAUCGUCAAAGAUCUUCUAAGCAGGAACAUCAAAAAUAUUGAAUUUCUGACAUACUCUCAGUCAAUAGUGUAGGUUAACAGUGUCACAUUUUUUCUGCCAUAUGUCAGGUUUUGCCUUAAGAAGUGACCCUCUUUUUCUCCCCUUGGUCCAGUUCUUUUUUUAUCCGGGGGCACUUAAAUCAUUCAGAGGGGUCCUGGAAGAAGAGCAGAGCAGCAGAGGCAGCUGCUCCUGCUGAAGCCUUCUGAACGUCAAGCCUGGGGGACUUUUAUCCCAUCCUCUUCCACUGGAAUCGCCCUCAAAUGUAAUAUGGAGGAUAAAUUUGGGGCACAGUUGAGCCUUGGCGGCAAUAAACUUUUCAAUACAUUUGGCACUUUGGGGGACAAUGUGCCACCAGUCAUAACUUGUGUUUAGCUUGUGUGCUUUUGGCUGUUAUCAGGUAAGAAAAGGAUGCGUGGAAGUGAUGCUGUUAUUGGGGGGUAUUUGAAUGAUGGUGACAUCAUUGCAAUACCUAUUCUUUGUAUUAAAACCUAAAAAAAAACAUACUGAGUUUAAUUAUAACUUGUUAUGAGGCAAGAAUGAAGGCUUCCUACAGCUGCUGCUAUCACUGAAUUAAUGUUAGCACCAGAGGUAGCCAUGCAGUACUCAAAGUAUCAGCCUCAAGUGGUUACCAUAGACUGUCUAUGGAUGCUGUCUGCCUCCUAGCUGGGUAAAACCACUCCGAGAACAGCACCCUCUGGUGACGGGCUGCAAUAUAGGUCAUAAAUCCUACCUCCUCCAGCCAUAACAAGGGAGCUGUGGACAAACUCUAGAAAUUAAUGACACAGAAUAUAAAUUUUUCUUCCCUCUGGUUGCGAUGUUGACAUGUAGUUGGUUGUAGCCUGGUUUGUGCUCAAGUCCUCUUUUUUCUGUGCAGCUCCAUUUUUAAACAUUAUUAAGGGGUUCAUGUGGUAAUGCUUUCUUUUACGGUACACUUAUUACCAGGUAAUUAACAGGUAAUUACCUAGUAACAACAUGAAAUUAUCUGGUAAUCACAUGAUAACUACUAAGUCAAGACUGUCUAGCUACCAGGUAGGUAACCUGAAGCUAUUAAUUAUCAGUCUUAAAAUUGGUGAUGCAUAUGAUCAUUGGUGUUACUUGAAAUGUAUUAAUUUAAAGGUAAGGUGUGUAGAAAGGGGAACAUUUGAGAAUUUAAGAGAACAGGUUUUGGAUUGAAAUGCUCUUCUGCUCACCCUUCAUGCUGGUGAUACAACACUGGCCUUUGAGGAUAAGAUGCUGCUGAUGCAUAAAGUAUGAACCUUUAUCAAGGCAGUUCAGUCAUUAACUCUGCCAGAAUAAUGCUGCAAAAGCAACUAAAAUAGGAGCCAGAUUGGAAUGAACUGUCUGAUUGACAUGGAUAGACUGUAAGUGUGAUCUUCAAAAGUGUGCGUGUCUUUGCUGUAGAUACUGCAAGAGUGCUAUUACAGAUUUAAAUAAAACACAUAAAGUGAGUAUGAAGUUCAUGCAGGUGUUAUGCUUCACAAACACUGCUGUCAGUCAUCCAGGAAAAAAAGCUGCACAAUUUGACGGGUUUGUGGUCUUUAGAAUCACAGAGUUGCAAGGCAACCAAGUGGCAGGUUUCUCAGCACUGUGUAAUAAACUAGGGUAUCAAAGCCAGGCACUGACCCAUUUGUGUCAGAAUCAACUUGUGCACGGAGGGGAAAAAAAACAUUGAAGCCCUUAUUUAAAAUUCAUGAGGUAACCUGAAAAUGACAAGGUCUUCUGUGCGCUCGGAUAUGUCCUGCUUCACUUACAGCUCUGUUUGAAGAAUGCAAACCCCUGUUCCUCCACAGAUCUAUGAAUAUGUCUUUUGUGCUACAGAGAAAAAAUGAAGCUCUGUGCAGAGGUAUAAGUGCUUGGCUUUUAAAGGACAAUUAAAGUCCAUAUUUGCUAUUUACUGCUGAGAUUGAUUUGUUGGAGUAUUCAAUGACCUUGGGGCUUUUAAUCGUGCUUAGUUUAUUGUUAUGUUUCUUGCUUUCCCCCUCCUGUUUGUGAAGCCAAUCCACUUUGUUUGCCAUUAAAGAACAAUUGGUUCAUUGUUGUUUAUCUCCUUUGAAAUGGAGUGGGCCAUUAUCUGCACUACACAGUAAUUGAGAAUCCGUUGUGGCAGCAUUUAACAAAUAUAUCCAACUCUAAACUUCUCUUUUUUCCCCCCAGACUUCAUAUGAAAGAGGCGAGAGUGUAUGAGCUGGUCCUCACAGGCAUUUCUGGCAUCUAAAGGAUGUCCAUGCCAGCACCGCUCUCAGCCAAAAUGCAAAGGUCACUUGAGUGGAUAAUUAUUUCCCUACGAUAAUCACUGUGCCAUCCUGGACUCUGGUUUCUAUAUUGUCAGUUAAGUCUGUAGAAGAUCUGCAACCUCGGUCAAGUCUGACUGGCUGCUGCACCUAGGCUGUUCAUUCCCAGUUUGCAGCUGAGAAGCUUAGACUAAUAUAUGGUUUUUUCUGUAUAUAAUCUCUCCUUAGAUUUCCCAGUUGUCUCUGUUGUGACCUUUAUCUUUGAUAGUCUUUCUUGUCCUUGAUGGAAAUUGUGGUAUGUCUUAAAGGUACAGUCUGUAAAAUUGCAUUACACUUACGAGAUCAGACUAGGUAGAAUCAAUGUGAUGCGAUAAUGUGGCGUUUAAAAGGUACAUAUGCACCCUUGAAUGGGCCAUGCAUAUCCCACUCAGGAGUGGAUUCCCCUGCAUAAAGGGCACCAUUUUGCACCGUCAUGUUUUUUAUUUUUUCUCUUUUUUUAUUGCCUAGAACAGAAAAACUAGACGACUAGCAGACAAACCAGACAAGUUUGUGUUUUUGUAUUUACAGAUGUCUAACCAUACUUAUCGUGUGCUACAGGAGCUCCUUGUGCUUGAAGAAACUUUGCUUCUGCAACAGUAGGGAUGAGUCAAGUGGUAUUUCUGUCCAUCUGAUUACUGCAUGACACUAAACGUUUAUAUUUCUACACAUUUGUGCCUUUAAGAGGUAUGUUACAACCUGUUGGCUUCAUUGUUUUUGACAAUGUGAAGAUCCAAAAUAGACACAGACUCAGUUCUGUGCAAUACCAGCUGUCUACACAAGUAAAAUGUUAUACUAAUUAUAUUUUAAUACGAAUAAAUGUUGCUCUAAAAUAUAAAGUAGGAUGGGAGAAUAUAUCCCUACCAUAUGAAUGCUGGGACCUUGGUUUUGCAUCCCACUUCAUGUUCCCAGGCCCCUUCACUGUCUUCAAAUGAUCUCCUAAAGUAAAUGUAGCAUAAGCAUUUAGCGUUUUAAUAUUUAUUGGAUUUCAUUUCAGGUUGUUUAUAAAUAGAUGUAUGUCAAAAAGACAGUAAGAUUCACUAAAUUCUUCGUUUUACAUGAUUUUUUCCCCGUUAGCCGAACACUAAAUUAAACGGCUCCUGCUGUCAAAUAAGAUAGUCGAGCCUUUCAGCCUCAGCUCAUCUAUGCUAAAAGACAACCUGCUGAGCUGAUUGUCAUUCCUGUGGACAGAGUAACAGUCUCUGUAGUAUUCCUCUGGCCUGCAUAUGUGUGCUUUAAUCAUUGUAUAUUCUCAUCAUGGUGGUGUCAUUUAUUAGACUGCAGGAGGGUGUUGUUACUAGGAGGACUGACCUUUAAAAUAAAGUGGUAGUCCUUGAGGAGGACAAUUAGUGGUGGAGAAUUUUCCCAUAGAGCAAUACUUGGCAGUAAGUCUACAUAACCACGGUAGAAAGCUUGCCUGACCUGCAACUGAACGUUCAUCUCCAAAUUGUCCCCUUUUUGUCCAACUCUCCUCUGCCUGUUUCUAUUGUCCACUGAGAGACAAUAGAGUCCAUCAGCAGCACUCAUGGAGGGGAUUUCACUCUGCUUGUUGCUGUUCUGGAGUGGAAUUCAGUGUGUCAUUUUUACAGUGUUAGUUAAAAAAAGAUUGAGCACACAGAUAAUGAGUCCUUAUCUACAAAAGAAGCACUAACCUGUAGAUGGUGAGAGACAGAAGCAAAUAAAGUAUUAACUCUGCCCCAGAUUUUCUGCUUGAAUAAAAACUAAACCAGAACUAACAAAUCCAAAAUCAUCUGGGUCAUUUCACCAUCACUCACAGUGGAUGUUUUUUUUCUCGAUAGUUCAAACAUGAAACAAGAGACAGAUCAGCCGGAGUGCUGUCUCUUCCACAGUCUAUGAAACAUGGGUCCACCGACAGCAUGAGAACAUCAGGCCCGGCAGGCUAUUAGAGUGUUUGCCUGGAAGGGAGAGAGGGAAUUACUACUCCCAUUUCACUUCGGAUAAAUGCGAUCAAAUUUCACACAGGCACUUAUGAGCAGCGUGGAUGGAUGGGAUUGAAUUUGAGUGCAAAGACACAUGUCCAUAAGUACCAUGUAAUCGACUUGAAUCCAUAACAGGCACCUUUUUUCAAUAAUGGAAUUCACAAUUGUUACUCACUUAAGAGGAAACGAUCACAAAAUUAGUUUUGCAUCUCUUUUUUUUUUUAACCUGGCUGCACUACACACUCUCUGACCGUAUAUGAUUUCACCUAAUGUGUUUAAAAAGCAAUCACUUAAAAUAUCUUAAAGAGGCCUAUAUCUGUUUUCUUGUUUUUUUUUCUCACAGAAACAGCACAAGAACUAAAGACCACAGUCAUAACUUUAAAGGCAUCUUACAUGAUUUCCUCACUAAAUACUGCAAAUUAGGGAAGCUAAAGCUUGAACUCCGAAAAUCCAAUGUCCCUUUUAGAUUCAAGAUAGUUGUCUGUCAUCUUAAUUCUUGCACAUGCUUGUGUUUCUGUGGCUUGGAGAUGGUGAGCAUUCCUACUUCAAAACAUCCUCAUGUAUUCUCAUCAUCAGAAAAUUAUUCUUAUGUCAAAAAAAGGAAAAAAAAGUCUCCGCAUUUCUGUCAAAUGCUUAGCAGUCCUACGGUGUUCCCUCAAAAACUCGUUGGAAACCUGCAGGAGGAUUGCAGCUAAUACACUCCUCAAGUACCGAUAAAGGCGAUCUUAUCUUAUAUUAUCUCUGGUUAUUUCAUUUGGUGAACAGUCAGAAAGACGAGCUGAACUCAGCAGGUUGUGUUGAUUGAUGCAGCACAUGAGUAUUCUGCUGUGGGAUCAUUAAAAUGAAGCACACAUUUCAUAUUGCACACACGCACAUCAAAGGUAAAUCCCCUCAGGAUGCUCUGAACUCGGAGCAUAUCUGGCCCUCUGACAUUACUGUGGAAGUUAAUUUACAGGCCAGGAAACAGGUCAUGUGUCUUACUGGCCCAUGGGUGAGAGGUUGAAGGCUAGUCCAGCAUGAAUACCUGACCGAGGGAAAGACAGGAUUCAAGACCCCUUAUGUAGCACUUCUGAAUGAAAACCCAACAGAUCCAAUGGAAAGCUAUAAUCACGUCUUCAGUGAUUUGAUCUGCUGUGAGUGGCCUUCAUUUAUAUUUAUAUUCUAAUGAUGGAAUUUAAAUUUAGAAAGCUGCAUAAGAAGUCACCCUUCCAUGCUGAGCCAUCAGUGGUAGUUUCAGUUUGUUUAAUAGUCAGCUUACAGGGGCUACAGCGGAGAAUCUCUUAUUUCUGCUGCUUACAUCGACCAUACUGAGGAUUCACUGCCUUUUUUAAACAUUAAACCUUCAGAGUUUGAGCCACAGUUAAGCAUUGCCUCUGAGAUUUAUUACACAUCUCCGUAGACACAUUGAUGCAUUAUAUAGAUUUCUGCAUUAAGCACAUGUACUGAGAACUGAACCAACUGGAAUGAUAACAGCAACUCUGAACUCUCGUUUAGGAUCUGAUCUCUCAUAUCUCUUCUACAGAGAACACGGCUACUUGUCGCAUUGGGAGUCCCAUGCUUAGAUUUCCACCUCUAUAUUUGCCAUCUGAGUCCUCUGAACAAAAUUCCUCAUCCUGUUCAGUAUCUACAUUGUCACGAGGAUUGAACUGUGUAAUGAAAAAGUAGAAUUGAGCUGACAGAAAUGUGGGAACAGGACUGGCUGAACCGCCUCUACAAAUAAUGAUGAUAGGAGUUAUGGGACAUUGUUGCUGAAAGAAUGAGAUAAGGGAGAUUUGAAAGGGCCCAAGGUGUCGAGUGAGUACAUAAAGAUGCUCAAUGCGGAAAGAGAGUAAAUAUUUUCAUUGACUGAUGGUCUCAUCUCUGUGUUGGGCUGCAGCAGGUUUCACUUUCUCCUUAUUGUGUUUCCCUAGUUUGGAAAGAUAAGUAAGAUUAGACUCAAAUUCAGUGGCGGCUGCUGGUCUUUCAAUGAGGGGAAGCUCAUUUUUCUGGCCUACAUCAUAAUUGUAUUUGUUUAUUAGUAUGUAACAGAACAGAGUCGCCAAACACAACGGCAGUCGUUUUUAACAAAGAAAAAAGUCGCUGAGGAUCGGUAAAGUCUCCGGAGCAGUUAAGAACAACGGAAUGAAUGACUUGGAAAAUGCUCUGGUAGAUGUUUUAUUCUUCAAGAUCGCUGAUUCGCUUGUUUAGCUGUCAAUCAAAAAAGGAUUUCGCCUCAGACAGCUCAUCCAAUCAUGGAUGCAGAAGCUUGGAGUCCGGGAGAAAGUCGGGACCGCCCUCUCGCCAUAGAACUCCAGUGAAGCUGGGCUUCCGAUGGGCGGGACAAAGCCCAGCAUUUAUCCAAUGAGCGUCUAGUUUCGCUGCUGGAACAACCCACUUUAAGCUUCCACAUUGAAGUCAGCAGAAGCCCAGCGUCCGGCUGUUUACAGCGCUGAGGCGCUGCGAGGAUGAAUGAGAACGAAGUUAUGCCGGUUACCUGUAAUUAUCAGCUUCUUAUCACAGUGUCUGAACAAAAGAUGAAGGCUUUCUAGCGCGUAUUUAGUUAAUGAAAUGUACACACAGUAGAACGUAUUUCACCACUUUUUCUUUUGUUUGGGGGGUGACAUUUUAAGGGAAGCCGAGCUUCCCUUGCAGUCUUAGAGCAAUCGCCACUGCUCAAAUUCUUGGACUGCAAAACCAAAUAACUGUUCCAUUGUUUUAAAUACCACAAAAGCGAUACAUCUUGAUCACACUCACAUUGCCAGUAGUUAUUUCUGUCUCCUUUUCAUGCUGCAUUCAGCUGCUGUGAUAUUUUUAGUCUAGAUAAUGUGUGAACUUCUUCAUGUUGAUUUCAUAGUUUGAUCUUAACUUGUAAAAAACUGCCUUUUUCUAACACUGCCCGUGUCUGUGAUUGGUCAUUCUCUUGGAAGAACACACCCCUUUUCCAUCAAAGCACUCAUGAAGAAGUACAAAGAUAGUUUCAUCUAUCUAGCUGAUAACUGGAUGUGAAUGCUUAGCACGGAGCUCUUCUGAAGCCAGAUAACCCUGUCUCUAUUGAAGCACAGACCUCAGACCUAGAUGUAUUUGGCUGUUGCAGUGUUAGCUGAUGCAGUGGACCAUUCAUGUGUGGAUGUAUGAUUCAUGGCUGUAGUUGAAGGUUGUCUUCAUGUUUGUGUCUUGAAAAUUAGUUUGUCUAAAGGGUUUCACACCUUUUGAUCUGAUCGUGAGGUUCAUGGUCGCACAAAAGGCAUAGUGUGCAGCAGUGGAACUCUGACAGAAAAGGAUGUGAAGCAGCUCCAAAACCGAACAUUAGAACAACACAACAUUAUAAUGGAAUACAGAGACAAGACAACCACAAUAUGAUCCCAUAGUAACUCAAAAAGGCUAAAGCUGAAGUUAUUCUAAUGUUCAGACUGUGACAGGUUCAGGACUGAUCUGUGCUGUUAAUAAACAGUCAGCAACUCAGUCUUUCAGUGAACUGUAGAUAAGCCUGCAGUUACUUAGCUAGUUUGUGUUUUAUUGUUGAACAUUAGUUUCUGAAUUUUAAAGUCCCACUUUGAUUUUAUUUUCUACUUCUUUAAGUGUUCUCAGUGGUCUUUAAACUGCGAGUUACCUGUGUCAUUUUCAAGGGCUUUUCUUCUGCAGAGCUCCAGUAGCUCAUUAGCAGUUCACCUCUGAGUCGUGGGCGGAGACAGCGCUGCUCUGCACACUCUUUAUGUUAGCUUGCAGCCUAAAACUGCUGGUGUAGUAGAAGUGGAAGGUAACAUAGGAGCUAUUAAGUUUUCAGACACUAAUGUCUUUAGGAACAUGAUGAAAGUUAACAUCAUAAUUAGCUUUCUUACAAGAAUUGCAAUGCAGUAAUGUACACGCUUGUUUCGUGAUUUUCCUCUCUACUUUUCCGAGUCUGGAGUGCAUAGCAGGGCUCUGGGGGCGGAGCUUGGAUUUGCUACCUAGGAAAUCUCACUGUAUCUGAACCUGCUGUUUGGGUCUGCAAAAGAUUCACAGUGAUUUGAAUGCAGAAAUACUCAGAAAUGCAAUUUCACACUUACUUUUCGCAUCAGAAAAAUGCCAUAUGAACAUGUAGACAAGUGGAUCUUGUCUACAAGUGGAUCUUGUCUACAUGUGGAUCUUUAAACAAUACGAGUCAAAAUUACAAAUGCAGUAUACUUGUCUAACUGCUCCCUGUCUAUUUCUCUCUCUCUUUCUCUCUUCUGUAGCCAUGGGAGUGCUUAUGUCAAAGAAGCAGCAGGUGGAGAAGGUGCAGAAAUGCAACGCUGUCGUCUCUGCCUUUCAAGCAGGCCUCAAGGACCGUGCCUUAGCCAAACAGGCAGAAGAUGAAGCAACUGAAGCUGAAGCCAAAUCUUCAGCCACUCCUGACGAAAAAGAGACAGAGGACGCAGAGAAAGAAGAAACGGAAAGUGGCGCAGGUCCAUCGACAUCCCAGCAGGCCUCCGCUUCAGCCAGAGAUGAGUGCAAGGUCAACCAGGAGGCCUGGUCGAGGUUACGGGAUGGGAAAGGGGUGGAGCCUGAAGAUCUGGACAAGACCCAUCAGCUCACACCUCCUGCUUAUGUGCGGCCCAAAAGGGAGGCAGAUGAUGAUCAACCUGUAGAGAUUGAACUGGAAAAGAAAGAGCAGGUAUCAUGCACUAACCCAUCUGUUGACUGGUGAUUUUAGCAUGUUUCAUUGAGGAUGAAUAUGACAGUGUGUUAUUUGAAGCAGGAUUGUAUAAAAAAUACCAUCUACUUUCACAAAACAGACACUUUAAAUCCCCAAGCCCUGGGAUUAGAGAGAUGUCUGCAAGAUGUCAAAGAAUCGCCAUGGCAACAGCAGCUUAUUAUCUCCUUUCCUCCCCUAAGUUAGGCAUUAUGAUAAAGCAGUUCAGCCAGACUGAGAAGGCACUCCUAAGCUUUAUCUAAACACCCUUGUUGAAGGUGAGAAAGGAUGAGUUUGGAGUGUUUUUUUUUUUUUUAAUUCCCCUCAUUCGCUGUGAGGUUUGUGUUUUUUUGUUGUUGUUGUUGUUGUUGUUGUGAGUGAGGACUCUUCACAGUAUGCACCUUGUGGGCGGGCUGCUUUGGCUGACUAGGGGAGCUGAGAGUGACCACGUUCAGGGAGACGCUGACUAACAGGAUUUAAAGUUCACAGGAGCACUGACACCAUCAGGUUUUAUAUUUUGCGAAGAGUAAAUAGUGCCUGGCUACUUUCUGUGCUGUUAAACAAGAGGUACAACGAUACAAAAACGAUAUUAAACUUUCAAAAAUAAGAAUAAAUUAUGUGGGAAUCGACCAAAACGAUCCCACUGACUGAUGCAUAUGGAGUGCUUUUUGUAGCAAUCAGGCUAAAAUUGGAUUAAUUUUAAUGUAUCUCAGGGGUUACUGUGGGACCACUGUUGCUGUUUUUUUAAUGCAGACCUCUUCUCUAAAACAUCCUUCCAUAUUUCCUGUAAGUGACUCUGAAGUCUUAAUUCCAUAGAAAGCAUGUGCCUCAUGUUCAGGGAGCGCCGAACACUCUGCAGCAGAUCUCCGCCCAAUUUGGUCAAUUUUGAGAUUCCGCAGGGGGCAGUGUGGUGGAUCCUAACUCUGUCCCAGGGGCAUCUUUUUGCUUCUCUUUGCCAAAGAUGUGCAGCAAACCUAUUUUUUACCGAGUCCACACCUAAUGCACUUAGAGCUAAAGGGAUCUAAUCUACCUGAACAGAAAAUCACAUGCAGCAAUGACACAAAUCAUCCAAUCAAUUUCAAACCAAGCACUCCUUUAGAACAAAGUAGUACACUUCAAUUUAAUUUUAUUAAGUAUGCUUGAGUAUAAGUAAAUCAAGUAUACUACUGACUGUGUGCUUUUAGUGCACUACAGAGUGUACUAAUUUAAUACUUCUUUUGAUUAAAUUGGAACAUUUUAAAAGUACACUUGAAGCAUACCUUUAUUUACUCAGAUGAUGGAUGGGGGGGCAUGCAGCAUGGUCAGGUGACCACAGUCCCCAACAUAGAGCGCACUUUAAUCCACUCGGCUAUCUGUGCGCUGACUCUGAAGUAUAAUUAAAACUACAUUUUGGUAUGCUAUUAUUUCAAUAGUAGUACAUAUUUUUAUACUUGGCUAGUACUGCUUAGUAUACACUAUAAAAAUAUACUCUUAAAAAGAUAUACGGAAGUAUUCACUGACCAAGUAUACUUAAAAACAAGGCACAAAUACAUACUUAAGUAUAUCUUGAACAAAAGUUUAUGUAUAGGUAUCGGUUACGUACAGUAUUUUUAGACUUUUAGUAUAAUUCUUAGUGCAAGCCAAGUAUAUUUAACAUCAACUUUUUAAAGUCUAUCUCUUAUAAGUCCACAAAAACUAAACUGACAGCAUACUAAGUUUAAGAACAGUAUACUUGAAGUACACUCCAACAUACUUCUUUUGGUAAGGGCUGUACAGACACUCCUGAUCUUGCAUCGGCUCUAUACAGGACUUUUAGCAGUUAACUUUGUCUUUAGUGUGUUUCAUUAAGCUCAUCUUCAGACUGUAUUCUCUUCUCUACUGGCUCAUAGAUUUCAGUUCAGCACCACUCUUAAAAAUGAGUGUUAAUUGUGUAUAAAAUCCUCCCUUAGUAAGCAGAUGGGUAAGUAGCUGAGCACAUUGAGAGGUUGAACCCUCAACGUUAUUUAACUCAUGGUCUACUCCUCUGUACAUGCUUGAUCUACAGAGCAAGGACUCAUUCUUGAUUAAUAAGCCCUGCCAAGUUUAAAAGAAGCCAAAGUCAGUAUGCUAUCACUCACACUAACACGGUAUAGACAGAGUGACAUAAUGAAACUGAAAGCCUGCAGGGUCACUCUGUACAUCUUCAUUUGUGGACACAUUUCAGCAUCUUAGAAGUUGAUGGAUGAGCAUAUCUACCAGUUCGAGUCCCUGUUGAAGGCUUUGAUUGCGUUUGUGAUGGCCUUAUGAUGCGGGAAGCUUGUUGUAAAUGGAGCCAGGUCACAAGAGAUGGGCCAUAACUCCAUACUAAGCUGUGACUUGGGAAAUUAGACAGCAUGUCGGCUGAGAUGUGACUACAGCCCUGACGGCAGCUUUGCUACUAAAUUAAAACUUAAGAAAAAACAGUGAUGACAGAACAUCUCUGUGUGUGGUUAACAAGGCAGGCACUCUGCAGUUAUCUUCUCCGGAUGAACUGUGUCAUAAGUGGCUCUAAGUUAGACAGCCAACAGUAUGUCAAAAACAGAUCAUGAUCAUUGAAGGUCCCACUAGCUACUACAAUAAGAAUGCACUAUUGCUGCUCUUGGACUGAUGCCUGCUCUUGACUCUGAAAUCUCUCUGUGUUUACCUCAGCCACCCAGUGAUGAGAUGUGUGACGUGUGUGAGGUGUGGACAGCAGACGACCUGUAUCCCUGCAGGAUCUGCACUCGGGUGUUUCACGACGGCUGCCUAAGAGAGCUGGGCUAUCUGCGUGCAGAGGCCCUGCAGGAGAUGAGAGAUACAGCCCACACUGUUACUGGAUGGAGCUGCUACUAUUGUGUAAGUCUCCACAGCCUUCACUGCCACUAUAUACAUGUGAAUGCACACUGUGUGGUAAAAAGUACACUGAGUGGGUUAUUAUUUAUUCGUCACUAAUGAUUUUUUUCCUCACAGUUAUACAAGAUCAUCAACAAACCUGAAGUAUGUUACUGUUGAUUGCAAUGUAAUAGACACCCCAGUGUGCCAGGGGGUUGAUUUUUAUCCCCUGCUAUUUUCAAGUGCUUGUCUGUCUGUUAAAAUAAACCCCCUGUCUUAAAGUCCAUGACUUUUCCUGAUAUGGAUUUAUUAAUCAUUCAGUCAAUUUUGGUGAGGGUGGGAUAAAAAUUAAGAUAAAAACGACCAUUUAUACCUGGAACUGCCAAGAAGGGUCAUUUUUACCCCCUCAUAUAAACUCUGUAUAUGGCUGUCAAUUAUUAUGAGAAUAACAAUUAUUAUUAUUAAUAUUGAUAUUAUUUUAUAGAAUUAUUAUAGAGUUAUUUUGUUUUUGUAAAAAUAUUGUUAUUUGAUCAUUUCAUUGCUCGUUGAUCAGUUCCUACAGCUUGUUGGUGAAUGUAAAAACGUAUAAAUAUUGUAUGAGCGUGAGAGCACAGUGUUAGGCCAUCUUAUAAGUUCUUUUAAAAUUAUUAUUAUCAUCAUUAUUAUUAUAGAGACAUCUGUUAUUUUGUUAUUGUAAAUAUAUUGAUUGAUCAUUUGUAUUUGUUGAACAGUUCCUUCAGUUUGUUGAAUUUGAAAAUGUAUUUUACCUUUUGGAUUAAAAUAAUUAUUUAUUUGCUUUUAAAAAAAACACACCACAAUAUAUAUUUUAAACACUUAUUUUGCCUAUUCUCCAUUAAAAAUAAAAGAUUAGAAAAAGUCACCUGACACCUUCUAGAAAUGACACUGUAGCAUCACUGACGCUGUUGGAGCUUAGGGGCCAAAAUGAUCCCCCUCGGCAGUUCUUGAUGGACUGGGAUGUUGGCGGUUCUAGUGUUAGUGUAGUAGCUAACACCUGCUAAUCUGUCCUGUACCUGCUAGACCUAAUAUCGGUUUUACAGACAGACUUUGCUUCACAGCUUGAAUCCUGCAUGUCCAGAUAAGAUGCUCUUAAAAGUUUCUCUGGGACUUCUUGACAGCCUGUUAAGAAGAUGUCAGUUAUUUUUGAACGUACUACUGCUGAGAUACCUGUGAGCUAUCUGUCAGACUGAACCCAGAUUUUCCUUUUGGAACAUCAAAAGUCAAACAGGGGUGGUCUUUUUCUGCAAUAAAACCAUCUUCUGCCAACUGCCAAUGUACAGACACAGACUUACAGGGAGUGUUUCAUCCCUGCUACAACAAAAAGCCUUUUUCUCACUGCAGAGCAAAUUAUGACAGGAAAUGCAUAGAUGGAACUAACAUCAUUAACAUCCGCUCUGUUUCCUUUUACUCUAAGUGAUGGUGAGUUUGCCUCAUUAAUUAUCGGCUCUUAACUACAUUAGCUGGUAAAAGUUCCCAUAGAAACAGGUGAAAGUUUCACCUUACUCCAUGCAUACACUCUUUCAUGUGUAAGAUUGGACACGCUUGCUUAAUGCAACCAUUCUUGCAGAGGAAAAACACAAAUAUGCACCAGUGUUUUGUAGCCAAUCUUUCUUUGUUAUGAGACAUUAGUUUAAUAUUGGAUUCUCUCUCAAUGGCACGACCUUUGAGAUCAUUUAGAGAGAGCCCUGUGUGUUUUGACAUGCUUAAAUUCAUAGAUAUCAAGGGUGGAUUUAUAAGUGAACUAGCAAGGUGCAUACCUAAAGAAAUGCAAACAGCUGAGGACCUGUACCUGUUUGAAUACUGGAUUUAAGGUGGUUCAUUUAUAGCAUAAUUCUCCCAAAAUUGCAUUACCCUGGCUCUGAUGAACAAAUCACACGUCCUCUGUUUUUGUAAACCCUUAAACUUACAGUUCAAACUCCACCUGCGGCUACAGAUCUCAAUAUAACAGUGACUAACUUAGUUUUUUUGGGGGGGUCAUCAAACCAAAUCAAGCCGAGCUACUCCAGAGUGAUUUAUGCCAUCAUAUGCACCACAAACCUGUGCAUCGGAGUGUCUAUGCUGCUCUGCACCUUAACACCAGUUAGUAGAGAUUUCUUUGCUCAUCAUAUCACCCGUUUCCAGCUCCCCUACAGCAGGAAACCAUGUUGAAUGAACCAGGCUUUUGUAUUGGAGUUUGGGUUGAUCGGUGUGGAGCAGAAGUUAAACAAACUGCAAUAACUGUAGAGUUGAACAGAGAGUUAUUAGAAACUAGGACCCCGUUGGGGCACUGGCGGGCCCGAGCUGUGUCGCGUCCCCCCCCCCAACGCGCUGCCUCCCCGUCCCAUUUGUGUCCUCUGGCCAUCGCCCUCUCUGGUAACGCCCAUCACUGCAAAGACCCUUUUCCUUCAUCGGCGUUUGCUGUUCUUCCUGCCAGUGCGUGUUGCUUUCACUUACACUUGCCACAGCCAGCCUCGUGAGUGCCUAGCCUAUUGGAUAUCACUGUCACCUACACAGGACAGUCAUUACCUUUCUAUUAAUACUUUGUUUUUUAAUUUCACAUUAAUUUCCAUAUUGUAUAAACAACUGGAAAAAACUUGAGCCCCUGCCCCUGUAUAAUCAUGUGCACGUCUCUGUUCUAGCUCUAAGGUGAAUCUUCACUGCUCAUGUUCUCCUCAGAAGCAGUCACCUCACUCCCCUCAGGUUACUGUACACAUGCACCAACUGCCUGCUUCAGGUUUGGAUGGAGCUUCAUGGUUGUCUUUUGGAGUAAUGACCAGUCAAGUUGUGUUUGAAAUUUGAUUUUUUUCAGGGGCAAAAGGAGCCUCUGCAUUCUUGUCAAAUAUGUAAAUAGCAUGUUUUUGCAGGUGCUAAAAACCAGACUCUGAGUGUGUGUGUGUGCGUGUGUGUGUGUGUCUGUGUGUGUGUGUGUGUGUGUGUGUGCGUUCAAGUCACAUGACAUAUUUAACCGGAUGUAGCUGCAAGACGGAGCCUCGUUGACUCUCCGUUUCAACUUAUCUCAAAAGUGAGGACCUCAACCUAUAUACCAGUUUUUAAAUUGUGUUGAUAGGCCAAAUAAAACCAGAGUUAUGAUAAAUUAUGUCCGCGAUACUUGUUUUCUGCUUAUUUUGAUCACGUUCGGCGCUCGAUCGCGCUGUAUGAGACAGGAAAACAUAGCAUGCAGACAUUCGCGACAGGUCUUACAGGCGGAAAAGGCUUGCCAAAGGAAAAAAAAAAACACACCACAACAUCUCUCCUAUUGGUGGAAAACUUCACCACAACAACCAAUCCAAAAUUAUAUGGUGACUGAUUGACAAGGGGCGGGCGCUUACGUUCUUCCUGCAAUAUGAGAAGGGAGGGAGGGACUCUCAGCAGGGAUGCAGUCUGGGACACGUAGUUGCAAACCUAGCGACUUUGUUGUUAGAUUCAAUGACUUUUCAGACCCCCUAACGACUUUUUUUUAGAAAGAAAGUGACUUUUAUCGACUUCUUCUGGAGUUUAGAGACUCUGACAUGAAGCAGGCUUUCCUUACUGAGGAGUUAGCAACGCUGCUAAGGGUGCAGAGCCACACAUGCGCUCCGAGCUCUGCAUGGGAGACUGAAGCUGACAGAGCUGCAGCAGUUAGCAGGUUUCACCCUCAGAGACCACCAGGGGUUCAUGUUGAGGCAUUUUCAGUUUUUUUUUUUUUUUGCCAUAGACACUGUCAGCACAAUCUGCAGUUACACUAACAAAAAUGCUGCAAAAAACAAAGUCCAUGUGUAAUUUUUCCAUAAUUCUAACAGAGGAGGAUCUACACAAGUUUUUUACAUCAUGUUUUACAUCAUGCAUCAUUUACAUCAUGUUUUUUUGUAGUGGCAUAAAUAAAAAGUGACAUUUGUGAGACUAUACAGUGUUUUGUAAAUAAUUUUACAAAGAACACCUGGGCCAUUGCCUGCAUUUUGAUGUAAAUAGAGGUAAAUUACUAUGUUCUUUGUUAAAAAUUUGCAUAUGUUUUGAAGUUUACAAUUUUUAUUUGAAGUUUAAGUUUUAAAAACAGUUCAUCACACAUAUUUGUGGUUUUCACAGUAAAAACGUUACUUUUUUCCACUCGGAUUUUAUGUUUUGUGUGUGAAUUUGGGUCCAAUGUGUAAAUAUAGUAUGUCAAAAUGAUAAAAUAACUGUAAAUUGACACAGGUGAGGUUGUGCUGAAAAAAAUGAUACCAGGCAAGGCAAGGUAAAAAUUUUGUAAGAGGAAAUAUAAAGGUAAAAUCUAAAGUAGUCAAAAACGGCCAAUAGUGACUCACAGACUCCACAGACAAGUCCCUUUGGCGCCACUCAGUGGGCAAAACUACUUUGUCUACUGUAAUGUAUAUUUGGGUCAUCUUUGGCGCCCCCUAAAACGUAAACCGUGGGGUGCAGCGUCAUGAUUUUUACAACUUUGAAUGGCCAUGGAGUGUAGAUUGGCCUGAGCAAAUUUGGUGUCAUUGGGACGAAAGCCUUAGGAGGAGUUAGCGAAAUUCCAAUGUGUGCGAAUCGGCAAAAAAUGCAAAAUAGCCCUUUUACCGUACAUUAUACAGAUACGCGCUCUUUGACUUUUUCAUAGAUCUAAUUGAGAUACACAUGAUUGUCAAUUUUUGUGUCAUUUUGCCAAAGCGUACAGGCGUGACAGUCAACAAUGUGUAUUUUCACCUUAGGGGACAAGAAAAAAUGGACUUUUUUCUCCUGCCAUGGGGGGGCGCUCUUUUAGGGAGUAAAAAUUCCUUCACAAAUGUGUUGAUGGCUGGACAUUGCAUCAUCCUAGAAAACUUGGAGGCCAGUGAGGACAAAAAUAAAAAGUUAUAAGACUUUUAAAAAUGUGGAUUUUUGGGUUAUCUUUGGCGCCCCCUAGAACGUAAACCGUGGGGUGCAGCGUCAUGAUUUGAAUAACUUUUAAUGGCCAUGGGGUGUAAUUUGGCCUGAGCAAAUGUGGUGCCGGUGGAACGAAAGCCUUCGGAGUAGUUAGCGAAAUUCCAAUGUGUGCGGAUCGGCAAAAAAUGCGGAAUAACCCUUUAACCGUACAUUUGACAGAUACGCGCACAUUGACUUUUUCGUAGAUCUUAUUGAGAUACACGUGAUAGUCAAAUUUUGUGUCAAUAUGACAAAGCGUACAGGUGUCACACUCAACAAUGUGAAUUUUCACCUUACGGGACAAGAAAAAAUGGACUUUUUUCUCCUGCCAUGGGGGGGCGCUCUUUUGGGGAGUAAAAAUUCCUUCACAAAUGUGUUGAUGGCUGGACAUUGCAUCAUCCUAGAAAACUUGGAGGCCAGUGAGGGCAAAAAUAAAAAGUUAUAAGACUUUGAAAUAUGUGGAUUUUAGGGUUAUCUUUGGCGCCCCCUAGAACCUAAACCGUGGGGUGCAGCAUAAUGAUUUGAAUAACUUUUAAUGGCCAUGGGGUGUAGAUUGGCCUGAGCAAAUGUGGUGCCGGUGGAACAAAAGCCUUCGGAGGAGUUAGCGAAAUUCCAAUGUGUGCGGAUCGGCAAAAAAUGCGCAAUAACCCUUUAACCGUACAUUUGACAGAUACGCCCGCACUGACUUUUUUGUAGAUCUUAUUGAGAUACAUGUGUGUGUCAAUUUUUGUGUCAUUUUGACCAAGCGUACAGGCGUCAGGUGAAUUUUUCACCUUAGGGGGCGCUAUGGAGCCAUUUUGCAUUGUAUUGUUUGGGCGACUUCAGAAUAUCAAAUUUUUCACCAGGCCCGGUCGUCCUGCCAAAUUUCAUGGGUUUUCGCCAGUGGGAAGUGGGCCAUUUUCCAGUUCAAAGGGGAGGAAAAAGAAAAACUAGGACCCCGUUGGGGCACUGGCGGGCCCGAGCCGUGUCGCGUCCCCCCCCAACGUGCUGCCUCCCCGUCCCAUUUGUGUCCUCUGGCCAUCGCCCUCUCUGGUAACGCCCAUCACUGCAAAGACCCUUUUCCUUCUUCGGCGUUUGCUGUUCUUCCUGCCAGUGCGUGUUGCUUUCACUUACACUUGCCACAGCCAGCCUCGUGAGUGCCUAGCCUAUUGGAUAUCACUGUCACCUACACAGGACAGUCAUUACCUUUCUAUUAAUACUUUGUGUUUUAAUUUCACAUUAAUUUCCAUAUUGUAUAAACGACUGGAAAAAACUUGAGCCCCUGCCCCUGUAUAAUCAUGUGCAUGUCUCUGUUCUAGCUCCAAGGUGAAUCUUCACUGCUCAUGUUCUCCUCAGAAGCACUCACCUCACUCCCCUCAGGUUACUGUACACAUGCACCAACUGCCUGCUUCAGGUUUGGAUGGAGCUUCAUGGUUGUCUUUUGGAGAAAUGACCAGUCAAGUUGUGUUUGAAAUUUGAUUUUUUUCAGGGGCAAAAGGAGCCUCUGCAUUCUUGUCAAAUAUGUAAAUAGCAUGUUUUUGCAGGUGCUAAAAACCAGACUCUGAGUGUGUGUGUGUGUGUGUGUGUGCGUGUGUGUGUCUGUGUGUGCGUUCAAGUCACAUGACAUAUUUAACCGGAUGUAGCUGCAAGACGGAGCCUCGUUGACUCUCCGUUUCAACUUAUCUCAAAAGUGAGGACCUCAACCUAUAUACCAGUUUUUAAAUUGUGUUGAUAGGCCAAAUAAAACCAGAGUUAUGAUAAAUUAUGUCCGCGAUACUUUUUUUCUGCUUAUUUUGAUCACGUUCGGCGCUCGAUCGCGCUGUAUGAGACAGGAAAACAUAGCAUGCAGACAUUAGCGACAGCUCUUACAGGCGGAAAAGGCUUGCCAAAAGAAAAAAAAAACACACCACAACAUCUCUCCUAUUGGUGGAAAACUUCACCACAACAACCAAUCCAAAAUUAUAUGGUGACUGAUUGACAAGGGGCGGGCGCUUACGUUCUUCCUGCAACAUGAGAAGGGAGGGAGGGACUCUCAGCAGGGAUGCAGUCUGGGACACGUAGUUGCAAACCUAGCGACUUUGUUGUUAGAUUCAAUGACUUUUCAGACCCCCUAACGACUUUUUUUUAGAAAGAAAGGGACUUUUAUCGACUUCUUCUGGAGUUUAGAGACUCUGACAUGAAGCAGGCUUUCCUUACUGAGGAGUUAGCAACGCUGCUAAGGGUGCAGAGCCACACAUGCGCUCAGAGCUCUGCAUGGGAGACUGAAGCUGACAGAGCUGCAGCAGUUAGCAGGUUUCACCCUCAGAGACCACCAGGGGUUCAUGUUGAGGCAUUUUAAAUUUUUUUUUUGUGCCAUAGACACUGUCAGCACAAUCUGCAGUUACACUAACAAAAAUGCUGCAAAAAACAAAGAAUUAUGGAAAAAUUACACAUGGACUGACAUACAGGAGGAUCUACACAAGUUUUUUACAUCAUGUUUUACAUCAUGCAUCAUUUACAUCAUGUUUUUUUGUAGUGGCAUAAAUAAAAAGUGACAUUUGUGAGACUAUACAGUGUUUUGUAAAUAAUUUUACAAAGAACGCCUGGGCCAUUGCCUGCAUUUUGAUGUAAAUAGAGGUAAAUCACUAUGUUCUUUGUUAAAAAUUUGCAUAUGUUUUGAAGUUUACAAUUUUUAUUUGAAGUUUAAGUUUUAAAAACAGUUCAUCACACAUAUUUGUGGUUUUCACAGUAAAAAUGUUACUUUUUUCCACUCGGAUUUUAUGUUUUGUGUGUGAAUUUGGGUCCAUUGUGUAAAUUCAGUAUGUCAACAUGAUAAAAUAACUGUAAAUUCGCACAGGUGAGGUUGUGCUGAAAAAAAUGAUACCAGGCAAGGCACGUGAUUGUCAAAUUUUGUGUCAAUAUGACAAAGCGUAUAGGCGUGAAUCUCAACAAUAUGUAUUUUCACCUUAGGGGACAAGAAAAAAUGGACUUUUUUCUCCUGCCAUGGGGGGGCGCUCUUUUGGGGAGUAAAAAUUCCUUCACAAAUGUGUUGAUGGCUGGACAUUGCAUCAUCCUAGAAAACUUGGAGGCCAGUGAGGACAAAAAUAAAAAGUUAUAAGACUUUUAAAUAUGUGGAUUUUAGGGUUAUCUUUGGCGCCCCCUAGAACCUAAACCGUGGGGUGCAGCGUCAUGAUUUUGAUAACUUUUAAUGGCCAUGGGGUGUAGAUUGGCCUGAGCAAAUGUGGUGCCGGUGGAACGAAAGCCUUCGGAGGAGUUAGCGAAAUUCCAAUGUGUGCGGAUCGGCAAAAAAUGCGGAAUAACCCUUUAACCGUACAUUUGACAGAUACGCCCGCACUGACUUUUUCGUAGAUCUUAUUGAGUUACAUGUGUGUGUCAAUUUUUGUGUCAUUUUGACAAAGCGUAUAGGCGUGACACUCAACAAUGUGUAUUUUCACCUUAGGGGACAAGAAAAAAUGGACUUUUUUCUCCUGCCAUGGGGGGGCGCUCUUUUGGGGAGUAAAAAUUCCUUCACAAAUGUGUUGAUGGCUGGACAUUGCAUCAUCCUAGAAAACUUGGAGGCCAGUGAGGACAAAAAUAAAAAGUUAUAAGACUUUUAAAUAUGUGGAUUUUAGUGUUAUCUUUGGCGCCCCCUAGAACCUAAACCUUGGGGUGCAGCGUCAUGAUUUUGAUAACUUUUAAUGGCCACGGGGUGUAGAUUGGCCUGAGCAAAUGUGGUGCCGGUGGAACGAAAGCCUUCGGAGGAGUUAGCGAAAUUCCAAUGUGUGCAGAUCGGCAAAAAAUGCGAAAUAACCCUUUAACCGUAAUUUUGACAGAUACGGCCGCACUGACUUUUUUGUAGAUCUUAUUGAGAUACAUGUGUGUGUCAAUUUUUGUGUCAUUUUGACAAAGCGUACAGUCGUGACAGUGAAUAGUGUGAAUUUUCACCUUAGGGGGCGCUAUGGAGCCAUUUUGCAUUUUAUUGUUUUGGCGACUUCAGAAUAUCAAAUUUUUCACCAGGCCCCGUCGUCCUUCCAAAUUUCAUGAGUUUUCGCCAGUGGGAAGUGGGCCAUUUUCCAGUUCAAAGGGGAGGAAAAAGAAAAAAGAAAGAAAGAAACAAAGAAAAACCACUUGGGGAAUAAUAGGGCCUACGCCCGGCUGCUCUGCAGCUGGCUCGGGCCCUAACUAGGGCCCCGUUGGGGCACUGGCGGGCCCGAGCCGUGUCGCGCCGCCCCCCCCAACGCGCUGCCUCCCCGUCCCAUUCGCGUCCUCUGGCCAUCGCCCUCUCUGGUAACGCCCAUCACUGCAAAGACCCUUUUCCUUCAUCGGCGUUUGCUGUUCUUCCUGCCAGUGCGUGUUGCUUUCACUUACACUUGCCACAGCCAGCCUCGUGAGUGCCUAGCCUAUUGGAUAUCACUGUCACCUACACAGGACAGUCAUACUUUGUUUUUUAAUUUCACAUUAAUUUCCAUAUUGUAUAAACGACUGGAAAAAACUUGAGCCCCUGCCCCUGUAUUAUCAUGUGCACGUCCCUGUUCUAGCUCCAAGGUGAAUCUUCACUGCUCAUGUUCUCCUCAGAAGCAGUCACCUCACUCCCCUCAGGUUACUGUACACAUGCACCAACUGCCUGCUUCAGGUUUGGAUGGAGCUUCAUGGUUGUCUUUUGGAGAAAUGAGCAGUCAAGUUGUGUUUGAAAUUUGAUUUUUUUCAGGGGCAAAAGGAAGCCUCUGCAUUCUUGUCAAAUAUGUAAAUAGCAUGUUUUUGCAGGUGCUAAAAAACAGACUCUGAGUGUGUGUGUGUGUGUGCGUGUGUGUGUGUGUGUGUGUCUGUGUGUGUGUGUGUGUGUGUAUCCUGCAGUACUCUGAGAAGAAUAAUAAGCAUAUUUCUGAGGUGAAUUUUGAAGAUUCAUCUGAGAGUUAGGUUUGAUUCGAUUCGAUUGACGCUCCCCAGCGUUCAAGUCACAUGACAUAUUUAACCGGAUGUAGCUGCAAGUCGGAGCCUCGUUAACUCUCCGUUUCAACUUAUCUCAAAAGUGAGGACCUCAACCUAUAUACCAGUUUUUAAAUUGUGUUGAUAGGCCAAAUAAAACCAGAGUUAUGAUAAAUUAUGUCCGCGAUACUUUUUUUCUGCUUAUUUUGAUCACGUUCGGCGCUCGAUCGCGCUGUAUGAGACAGGAAAACAUAGCAUGCACACAUUAGCGACAGGUCUUACAGGCGGAAAAGGCUUGCCAAAAGAAAAAAAAAAACACACCACAACAUCUCUCCUAUUGGUGGAAAACUUCACCACAACAACCAAUCCAAAAUUAUAUGGUGACUGAUUGACAAGGGGCGGGCGCUUACGUUCUUCCUGCAACAUGAGAAGGGAGGGAGGGACUCUCAGCAGGGAUGCAGUCUGGGACACGUAGUUGCAAACCUAGCGACUUUGUUGUUAGAUUCAAUGACUUUUCAGACCCCCUAACGACUUUUUUUUAGAAAGAAAGGGACUUUUAUCGACUUCUUCUGGAGUUUAGAGACUCUGACAUGAAGCAGGCUUUCCUUACUGAGGAGUUAGCAAUGCUGCUAAGGGUGCAGAGCCACACAUGCGCUCAGAGCUCUGCAUGGGAGACUGAAGCUGACAGAGCUGCAGCAGUUAGCAGGUUUCACCCUCAGAGACCACCAGGGGUUCAUGUUGAGGCAUUUUCAGUUUUUGUUUUUUUUGCCAUAGACUGUCAGCACAAUCUGCAGUUACACUAACAAAAAUGCUGCAAAAAACAAAGAAUUAUGGAAAAAUUACACAUGGACUGACAUAGAGGAGGAUCUACACAAGUUUUUUACAUCAUGUUUUACAUCAUGCAUCAUUUACAUCAUGUUUUUUUGUAGUGGCAUAAAUAAAAAGUGACAUUUGUGAGACUAUACAGUGUUUUGUAAAUAAUUUUACAAAGAACGCCUGGGCCAUUGCCUGCAUUUUGAUGUAAAUAGAGGUAAAUUACUAUGUUCUUUGUUAAAAAUUUGCAUAUGUUUUGAAGUUUACAAUUUUUAUUUGAAGUUAAAUUUUUAAAAACAGUUCAUCACACAUAUUUGUGGUUUAAUUUCACAUUAAUUUCCAUAUUGUAUAAAUGACUGGAAAAAACUUGAGCCCCUGCCCCUGUAUAAUCAUGUGCACGUCCCUGUUCUAGCUCCAAGGUGAAUCUUCACUGCUCAUGUUCUCCUCAGAAAUAGUCACCUCACUCCCCUCAGGUUACUGUACACAUGCACCAACUAUCUGCUUCAGGUUUGGAUGGAGCUUCAUGGUUGUCUUUUGGAGAAAUCAACAGUCAAGUUGUGUUUGAAAUCUGAUUUUUUUCAGGGGCAAAAGGAAGCCUCUGCAUUCUUGUCAAAUAUGUAAACAGCAUGUUUUUGCAGGUGCUAAAAAACAGACUCUGAGUGUGUGUGUGUGUGUGUGUGUGUGUGUGUGUAUGUGUGUGUAUCCUGCAGUACUCUGUACUCCUGCAGUGGCCAAAAAGACUUUUAAGAAUGUGGAUUUUUGGGUCAUCUUUGGCGCCCCCUAGAAAUGCAGUACUCUGUACUCCUGCAGUGGCCAAAAUGACUUUUAAGAAUGUGGAUAUUUGGGUCAUCUUUGGCGCCCCCUAGAACGUAAACCGUGGGGUGCAGCGUCAUGAUUUUUACAACUUUGAAUGGCCAUGGGGUGUAGAUUGGCCUGAGCAAAUUUGGUGUCAGUGGGACGAAAGCCUUAGGAGGAGAUAGCCACAUUCCAAUGUGUGCGAAUCGGCAAAAAAUGCGAAAUAGCCCUUUAACCAUACAUUAUACAGAUACGCGCUUUUUGACUUUUUUGUAGAUCUUAUUGAGAUACAUGUGAUUGUCAAAUUUUGUGUCAAUAUGAUAAAGCGUACAGGCGUGACAGUCAAUAGUGUGAAUUUCCACCUUAGGGGACAAGAAAAAAUUGACUUUUUUCUCCUGCCAUGGGGGGGCGCUCUUUUGGGGAGUAAAAAUUCCUUCACAAAUGUGUUGAUGGCUGGACAUUGCAUCAUCCUAGAAAACUUGGAGGCCAGUGAGGACAAAAAUAAAAAGUUAUAAGACUUUUAAAUAUGUGGAUUUUAGGGUUAUCUUUGGCGCCCCCUAGAACCUAAACCGUGGGGUGCAGCGUCAUGAUUUGAAUAACUUUUAAUGGCCAUGGGGUGUAGAUUGGCCUGAGCAAAUGUGGUGCCGGUGGAACGAAAGCCUUCGGAGGAGUUAGCGAAAUUCCAAUGUGUGCGGAUCGGCAAAAAAUGCGGAAUAACCCUUUAACCGUACAUUUGACAGAUACGCGCGCAUUGACUUUUUCGUAGAUCUUAUUGAGAUACAUGUGUGUGUCAAUUUUUGUGUCAUUUUGCCAAAGCGUACAGGUGUUACACUCAACAAUGUGUAUUUUCACCUUAGGGGACAAGAAAAAAUGGACUUUUUUCUCCUGCCAUGGGGGGGCGCUCUUUUGGGGAGUAAAAAUUCCUUCACAAAUGUGUUGAUGGCUGGACAUUGCAUCAUCCUAGAAAACUUGGAGGCCAGUGAGGGCAAAAAUAAAAAGUUAUAAGACUUUUAAAUAUGUGGAUCUUAGGGUUAUCUUUGGCGCCCCCUAGAACCUAAACCGUGGGGUGCAGCAUCAUGAUUUGAAUAACUUUUAAUGGCCAUGGGGUGUAGAUUGGCCUGAGCAAAUGUGGUGCCGGUGGAACGAAAGCCUUCGGAGGAGUUAGCGAAAUUCCAAUGUGUGCGGAUCGGCAAAAAAUGCGAAAUAACCCUUUAACCGUACAUUUGACAGAUACGCCCGCACUGACUUUUUUGUAGAUCUUAUUGAGAUACAUGUGUGUGUCAAUUUUUGUGUCAUUUUGACAAAGCGUACAGGCGUGACAGUCAAUAGUGUGAAUUUUCACCUUAGGGGGCGCUAUGGAGCCAUUUUGCAUUUUCUUGUUUGGGCGACUUCGGAAUAUCAAAUUUUUCACCAGGCCCGGUCGUCCUGCCAAAUUUCAUGAGUUUUCGCCAGUGGGAAGUGGGCCAUUUUCCAGUUCAAAGGGGAGGAAAAAUAAUAACUAGGGCCCCGUUGGGGCACUGGCGGGCCCGAGCCGCGUUGCGCCGCCCCCAGUGCGACCGCCUCCCCCUCCCGAUCGCGUCACACUCAAGGUCCAAAGUUGGUGUGCGCACUUGUCUGUGGUCUUUUCCCAUUAUAAUGAAUGGGAGGCGCAGUUUCUACCAAAACACUCGCUGCAGACAAACUACAUGUCCUAUUUGAAAAAAGUCUGGACCAUGAGUGAGGGCACAAACACAGCUAGGAUAUAUCCAAACGGCAAGUUGCUCCUCGUUACGGUGUUGCCGGGAGAGCGAUGCGAUUGAGCCAUUGAAUGAUGGGCAGGAAAAACUUGACUGUUUCUCCUGCCAUGGGGGAUGGGGGAUGGGGGAUGGGGGGGAGGGAUGUGGAUUCUUUUAAGAAUGUGGAUAUUUGGGUCAUCUUUGGCGCCCCCUAGAACGUAAACCGUGGGGUGCAGCGUCAUGAUUUUUAAAACUUUGAAUGGCCAUGGGGUGUAGAUUGGCCUGAGCAAAUUUGGUGUCAUUGGGACGAAAGCCUUAGGAGGAGUUAGCCACAUUCCAAUGUGUGCGAAUCGGCAAAAAAUGCAAAAUAGCCCUUUAACCGUACAUUUUACAGAUACGCGCGCAUUGACUUUUUCGUAGAUCUUAUUGAGAUACAUGUGUGUGUCAAUUUUUUGUGUCAAUAUGACAAAGCAUACAGGUAUGACAGUCAACAAUGUGUAUUUUCACCUUAUGGGACAAGAAAAAAUGGACUUUUUUCUCCUGCCAUGGGGGGGGCGCUCUUUUGGGGAGUAAAAAUUCCUUCACAAAUGUGUUGAUGGCUGGACAUUGCAUCAUCCUAGAAAACUUGGAGGCCAGAGAGGACAAAAAUAAAAAGUUAUAAGACUUUUAAAUAUGUGGAUUUUAGGGUUAUCUUUGGCGCCCCCUAGAACCUAAACCGUGGGGUGCAGCGUCAUGAUUUGAAUAACUUUUAAUGGCCAUGGGGUGUAGAUUGGCCUGAGCAAAUGUGGUGCCGGUGGAACGAAAGCCUUCGGAGGAGUUAGCGAAAUUCCAAUGUGUGCGGAUCGGCAAAAAAUGCGCAAUAACCCUUUAACCGUACAUUUGACAGAUACGCCAGCACUGACUUUUUUGUAGAUCUUAUUGAGAUACAUGUGUGUGUCAAUUUUUGUGUAAUUUUGACAAAGCGUACAGGCGUGACAGUCAAUAGUGUGAAUUUUCACCUUAUGGGACAAGAAAAAAUGGACUUUUUUCUCCUGCCAUGGGGGGCGCUCUUUUGGGGAGUAAAAAUUCCUUCACAAAUGUGUUGAUGGCUGGACAUUGCAUCAUCCUAGAAAACUUGGAGGCCAGUGAGGGCAAAAAUAAAAAGUUAUAAGACUUUGAAAUAUGUGGAUUUUAGGGUUAUCUUUGGCGCCCCCUAGAACCUAAACCGUGGGGUGCAGCGUCAUGAUUUGAAUAACUUUUAAUGGCCAUGGGGUGUAGAUUGGCCUGAGCAAAUGUGGUGCCGGUGGAACGAAAGCCUUCGGAGGAGUUAGCGAAAUUCCAAUGUGUGCGGAUCGGCAAAAAAUGCGCAAUAACCCUUUAACCGUACAUUUGACAGAUACGCCCGCACUGACUUUUUUGUAGAUCUUAUUGAGAUACAUGUGUGUGUCAAUUUUUGUGUCAUUUUGACAAAGCGUACAGGCGUGACAGUGAAUAGUGUGAAUUUCCACCUUAGGGGGCGCUAUGGAGCCAUUUUGCAUUUUAUUGUUUGGGCGACUUCAGAAUAUCGAAUUUUUCACCAGGCCCGGUCGUCCUGCCAAAUUUCAUGAGUUUUCGCCAGUGGGAAGUGGGCCAUUUUCCAGUUCAAAGGGGAGGAAAAAUAAUAAUAAUAACAAAAGAAGGAAACUACAGGAACAAGAGGGCUCUCGCAGCUGCUUAGCAGCUACGCUCGGGCCCUAACUAGGGCCCCGGUGGGGCACUGUCGGGCCCGAGCCGCGUUGCGCCGCCCCCAGCGCGACCGCCUCCCCCUCCCGAUCGCGUCACACUCAAGGUCCAAAGAUGGUGUGCGCACUUGUCUGUGGUCAUUUCCCAUUAAAAUGAAUGGGAGGCGCAGUUUCUACCAAAACACUCGCUGCAGACAAACUACAUGUCCUAUUUGAAAAAAGUCUGGACCAUGAGUGAGGGCACAAACACAGCUAGGAUAUAUCCAAAUGGCAGAUUGCUCCUCCUUACGGUGUUGCCGGGAGAGCGAUGCGAUUGAGCCAUUGAGUGAUGGGCAGGAAAAACUUGACUGUUUCUCCUGCCAUGGGGGAUGGGGGAUGGGGGGGGGGGAUGUGGAUUCUUUUAAGAAUGUGGAUUUUUGGGUCAUCUUUGGCGCCCCCUAAAACGUAAACCGUGGGGUGCAGCGUCAUGAUUUUUACAACUUUGAAUGGCCAUGGAGUGUAGAUUGGCCUGAGCAAAUUUGGUGUCAGUGGGACGAAAGCCUUAGGAGGAGUUAGCGAAAUUCCAAUGUGUGCGAAUCGGCAAAAAAUGCAAAAUAGCCCUUUUACCGUACAUUUUACAGAUACGCGCUCUUUGACUUUUUCGUAGAUCUAAUUGAGAUACACAUGAUUGUCAAUUUUUGUGUCAUUUUGCCAAAGCGUACAGGCGUGACACUCAACAAUGUGUAUUUUCACCUUAGGGGACAAGAAAAAAUGGACUUUUUUCUCCUGCCAUGGGGGGGCGCUCUUUUGGGGAGUAAAAAUUCCUUCACAAAUGUGUUGAUGGCUGGACAUUGCAUCAUCCUAGAAAACUUGGAGGCCAGUGAGGACAAAAAUAAAAAGUUAUAAGACUUUUAAAAAUGUGGAUUUUUGGGUUAUCUUUGGCGCCCCCUAGAACGUAAACCGUGGGGUGCAGCGUCAUGAUUUGAAUAACUUUUAAUGGCCAUGGGGUGUAGAUUGGCCUGAGCAAAUGUGGUGCCGGUGGAACGAAAGCCUUCGGAGGAGUUAGCGAAAUUCCAAUGUGUGCGGAUCGGCAAAAAAUGCGAAAUAACCCUUUAACCGUACAUUAGACAGAUACGCGCGCAUGGACUUUUUUGUAGAUCUUAUUGAGAUACAUGUGUGUGUCAAUUUUUGUGUCAUUUUGACAAAGCGUACAGGCGUGACAGUCAAUAGUGUGAAUUUUCACCUUAGGGGACAAGAAAAAAUGGACUUUUUUCUCCUGCCAUGGGGGGCGCUCUUUUGGGGAGUAAAAAUUCCUUCACAAAUGUGUUGAUGGCUGGACAUUGCAUCAUCCUAGAAAACUUGGAGGCCAGUGAGGGCAAAAAUAAAAAGUUAUAAGACUUUUAAAAAUGUGGAUUUUUGGGUUAUCUUUGGCGCCCCCUAGAACGUAAACCGUGGGGUGCAGCGUCAUGAUUUGAAUAACUUUUAAUGGCCAUGGGGUGUAGAUUGGCCUGAGCAAAUGUGGUGCCGGUGGAACGAAAGCCUUCGGAGGAGUUAGCGAAAUUCCAAUGUGUGCGGAUCGGCAAAAAAUGCAAAAUAACCCUUUAACCGUACAUUAGACAGAUACGCGCGCAUGGACUUUUUUGUAGAUCUUAUUGAGAUACAUGUGUGUGUCAAUUUUUGUGUCAUUUUGACAAAGCGUACAGGCGUGACAGUCAAUAGUGUGAAUUUCCACCUUAGGGGGCGCUAUGGAGCCAUUUUGCAUUUUAUUGUUUGGGCGACUUCAGAAUAUCGAAUUUUUCACCAGGCCCGGUCGUCCUGCCAAAUUUCAUGAGUUUUCGCCAGUGGGAAGUGGGCCAUUUUCCAGUUCAAAGGGGAGGAAAAAGAAGAAAGAAAGAAAGAAAGAAACAAAGAAAAACCCCUUGGGGAAUAAUAGGGCCUACGCCCGGCUGCUCUGCAGCUGGCUCGGGCCCUAAUAACAAAAGAAGGAAACUACAGGAACAAGAGGGCUCUCGCAGCUGCUUAGCAGCUACGCUCGGGCCCUAAUAAUAACACUAGGGCCCCGUUGGGGCACUGGCGGGCCCGAGCUGUGUCGCCCCCCCCCCCCCCCCCCCAACGCGCUGCCUCCCCGUCCCAUUCGCGUCCUCUGGCCAUCGUCCUCUCUGGUAACGCCCAUCACUGCAAAGACCCUUUUCCUUCAUCGGCGUUUGCUGUUCUUCCUGCCAGUGCGUGUUGCUUUCACUUACACUUGCCACAGCCAGCCUUGUGAGUGCCUAGCCUAUUGGAUAUCACUGUCACCUACACAGGACAGUCAUUACCUUUCUAUUAAUACUUUGUUUUUUAAUUUCACAUUAAUUUCCAUAUUGUAUAAACGACUGGAAAAAACUUGAGCCCCUGCCCCCGUAUAAUCAUGUGCACGUCCCUGUUCUCGCUCCAAGGUGAAUCUUCACUGCUCAUGUUCUCCUCAGAAGCAGUCACCUCACUCCCCUCAGGUUACUGUACACAUGCACCAACUGCCUGCUUCAGGUUUGGAUGGAGCUUCAUGGUUGUCUUUUGGAGAAAUGAGCAGUCAAGUUGUGUUAGAAAUUUGAUUUUUUUCAGGGGCAAAAGGAAGCCUCUGCAUUCUUGUCAAAUAUGUAAAUAGCAUGUUUUUGCAGGUGCUAAAAAACAGACUCUGAGUGUGUGUGUGUGUGUGUGUGUGUGUGUGUGUGUCUGUGUGUGUGUGUGUCUGUGUGUGUGUAUCCUGCAGUACUCUGUACUCCUGCAGUGGCCAAAACGACUUUUAAGAAUGUGGAUAUUUGGGUCAUCUUUGGCGCCCCCUAGAACGUAAACCAUGGGGUGCAGCGGCAUGAUUUUUACAACUUUGAAUGGCCAUGGGGUGUAGAUUGGCCUGAGCAAAUUUGGUGUCAGUGGGACGAAAGCCUUAGGAGGAGUUAGCCACAUUCCAAUGUGUGCGAAUCGGCAAAAAAUGCAAAAUAGCCCUUUAGCCGUACAUUUUACAGAUACGCGCCCAUUGACUUUUUCGUAGAUCUUAUUGAGAUACACGUGUGUGUCAAAUUUUUUGUCAAUACGACAAAGCGUACAGGCGUGACACUCAACAAUGUGUAUUUUCACCUUAGGGGACAAGAAAAAAUGGACUUUUUAUUCCUGCCAUGGGGGGCGCUCUUUUGGGGAGUAAAAAUUCCUUCACAAAUGUGUUGAUGGCUGGACAUUGCAUCAUCCUAGAAAACUUGGAGGCCAGUGAGGACAAAAAAAAAAAUUUAUAAAACUUUUAAGAAUGUGGAUUUUUGGGUUAUUUUUGGCGCCCCCUAGAACCUAAACCAUGGGGUGCAGCAUUAUGAUUUGUACAACUUUGAAUGGCCAUGGAGUGUAGAUUGGCCUGAGCAAAUGUGGUGCCGGUGGAACGAAAGCCUUCGGAGGAGUUAGCGAAAUUCCAAUGUGUGCGGAUCUGCAAAAAAUGCAAAAUAACCCUUUAACCGUACAUUUGACAGAUACGCCCGCACUGACUUUUUUGUAGAUCUUAUUGAGAUACAUGUGUGUGUCAAUUUUUGUGUCAAUAUGACAAAGCGUACAGGCGUGACAGUCAAUAGUGUGAAUUUUCACCUUAGGGGGCGCUAUGGAGCCAUUUUGCAUUUUCUUGUUUGGGCGACUUCAGAAUAUCGAAUUUUUCACCAGGCCCGGUCGUCCUGCCAAAUUUCAUGAGUUUUCGCCAGUGGGAAGUGGGCCAUUUUCCAGUUUAAAGCGGAGGAAAAAUAAUAACUAGGACCCCGUUGGGGCACUGGCGGGCCCGAGCCGUGUCCCGCCCCCCCAACGUGCUGCCUCCCCGUCCCAUUUGUGUCCUCUGGCCAUCGCCCUCUCUGGUAACGCCCAUCACUGCAAAGACCCUUUUCCUUCAUCGGCGUUUGCUGUUCUUCCUGCCAGUGCGUGUUGCUUUCACUUACACUUGCCACAGCCAGCCUCGUGAGUGCCUAGCCUAUUCGAUAUCACUGUCACCUACACAGGACAGUCAUUACCUUUCUAUUAAUACUUUGUGUUUUAAUUUCACAUUAAUUUCCAUAUUGUAUAAACGACUGGAAAAAACUUGAGCCCCUGCCCCUGUAUAAUCAUGUGCAUGUCUCUGUUCUAGCUCCAAGGUGAAUCUUCACUGCUCAUGUUCUCCUCAGAAGCACUCACCUCACUCCCCUCAGGUUACUGUACACAUGCACCAACUGCCUGCUUCAGGUUUGGAUGGAGCUUCAUGGUUGUCUUUUGGAGAAAUGACCAGUCAAGUUGUGUUUGAAAUUUGAUUUUUUUCAGGGGCAAAAGGAGCCUCUGCAUUCUUGUCAAAUAUGUAAAUAGCAUGUUUUUGCAGGUGCUAAAAACCAGACUCUGAGUGUGUGUGUGUGUGUGUGUGUGUGUGUGUGUGUGUGUGUGUGUGUGUGUGUGUGUGUGUGCGUGUGUGUGUGUCUGUGUGUGCGUUCAAGUCACAUGACAUAUUUAACCGGAUGUAGCUGCAAGACGGAGCCUCGUUGACUCUCCGUUUCAACUUAUCUCAAAAGUGAGGACCUCAACCUAUAUACCAGUUUUUAAAUUGUGUUGAUAGGCCAAAUAAAACCAGAGUUAUGAUAAAUUAUGUCCGCGAUACUUUUUUUCUGCUUAUUUUGAUCACGUUCGGCGCUCGAUCGCGCUGUAUGAGACAGGAAAACAUAGCAUGCAGACAUUAGCGACAGGUCUUACAGGCGGAAAAGGCUUGCCAAAAGAAAAAAAAAACACACCACAACAUCUCUCCUAUUGGUGGAAAACUUCACCACAACAACCAAUCCAAAAUUAUAUGGUGACUGAAUGACAAGGGGCGGGCGCUUACGUUCUUCCUGCAACAUGAGAAGGGAGGGAGGGACUCUCAGCAGGGAUGCAGUCUGGGACACGUAGUUGCAAACCUAGCUACUUUGUUGUUAGAUUCAAUGACUUUUCAGACCCCCUAACGACUUUUUUAGAAAGAAAGGGACUUUUAUCGACUUCUUCUGGAGUUUAGAGACUCUGACAUGAAGCAGGCUUUCCUUACUGAGGAGUUAGCAACGCUGCUGAGGGUGCAGAGCCACACAUGCGCUCAGAGCUCUGCAUGGGAGACUGAAGCUGACAGAGCUGCAGCAGUUAGCAGGUUUCACCCUCAGAGACCACCAGGGGUUCAUGUUGAGGCAUUUUAAUUUUUUUUUUUUUUUGUGCCAUAGACACUGUCAGCACAAUCUGCAGUUACACUAACAAAAAUGCUGCAAAAAACAAAGAAUUAUGGAAAAAUUACACAUGGACUGACAUAGAGGAGGAUCUACACAAGUUUUUUACAUCAUGUUUUACAUCAUGCAUCAUUUACAUCAUGUUUUUUUGUAGUGGCAUAAAUAAAAAGUGACAUUUGUGAGACUAUACAGUGUUUUGUGAAUAAUUUUACAAAGAACGCCUGGGCCAUUGCCUGCAUUUUGAUGUAAAUAGAGGUAAAUUACUAUGUUCUUUGUUAAAAAUUUGCAUAUGUUUUGAAGUUUACAAUUUUUAUUUGAAGUUUAAGUUUUAAAAACAGUUCAUCACACAUAUUUGUGGUUUAAUUUCACAUUAAUUUCCAUAUUGUAUAAAUGACUGGAAAAAACUUGAGCCCCUGCCCCUGUAUAAUCAUGUGCACGUCCCUGUUCUAGCUCCAAGGUGAAUCUUCACUGCUCAUGUUCUCCUCAGAAAUAGUCACCUCACUCCCCUCAGGUUACUGUACACAUGCACCAACUAUCUGCUUCAGGUUUGAAAUGGAGCUUCAUGGUUGUCUUUUGGAGAAAUGAACAGUCAAGUUGUGUUUGAAAUUUGAUUUUUUUCAGGGGCAAAAGGAAGCCUCUGCAUUCUUGUCAAAUAUGUAAACAGCAUGUUUUUGCAGGUGCUAAAAAACAGACUCUGAGUGUGUGUGUGUGUGUGUGUGUGUGUGUGUGUGUGUGUGUGUGUGUGUAUAUGUGUGUGUAUCCUGCAGUACUCUGUACUCCUGCAGUGGCCAAAAAGACUUUUAAGAAUGUGGAUUUUUGGGUCAUCUUUGGCGCCCCCUAGAACUGCAGUACUCUGUACUCCUGCAGUGGCCAAAAUGACUUUUAAGAAUGUGGAUUUUUGGGUCAUCUUUGGUGCCCCCUAGAACGUAAACCGUGGGGUGCAGCGUCAUGAUUUUUACAACUUUGAAUGGGCAUGGGGUGUAGAUUGCCCUGAGCAAAUUUGGUAUCGGUGGGACGAAAGCCUUAGGAGGAGAUAGCCACAUUCCAAUGUGUGCGAAUCGGCAAAAAAUGCGAAAUAGCCCUUUAACCGUACAUUAUACAGAUAUGAGCUUUUUGACUUUUUCGUAGAUCUAAUUGAGAUACACGUGAUUGUCAAUUUUUGUGUCAAUAUGACAAAGCGUUCAGGCAUGACACUCAACAAUGUGUAUUUUCAUGUAAGGGGACAAGAAAAAAUUGACUUUUUUCUCCUGCCAUGGGGGGGCGCUCUUUUGGGGAGUAAAAAUUCCUUCACAAAUGUGUUGAUGGCUGGACAUUGCAUCAUCCUAGAAAACUUGGAGGGCAGUGAGGACAAAAAUAAAAAGUUAUAAGACUUUUAAGAAUGUGGAUUUUGGGUUAUCUUUGGCGCCCCCUAGAACGUAAACCGUGGGGUGCAGCGUCAUGAUUUGUACAACUUUUAAUGGCCAUGGGGGGUAGAUUGGCCUGCGCAAAUGUGGUGCCAGUCGAACGAAAGCCUUCGGAGGAGUUAGCGAAAUUCCAAUGUGUGCAGAUCUGCAAAAAAUGCAAAAUAACCCAUUAACCGUACAUUUGACAGAUACGCCCGCACUGACUUUUUUGUAGAUCUUAUUGAGAUACAUGUGUGUGUCAAUUUUUGUGUCAAUAUGACAAAGCGUACAGUCGUCAUGUGAAUUUUCACCUUAGGGGGCGCUAUGGAGCCAUUUUGCAUUUUAUUGUUUGGGCGACUUCAGAAUAUCGAAUUUUUCACCAGGCCCGGUCGUCCUGCCAAAUUUCCUGAGUUUUCGCCAGUGGGAAGUGGGCCAUUUUCCAGUUUAAAGCGGAGGAAAAAUAAUAACGAAAGAAGGAAACAUGCAGGAACAAGAGGGCUCUCGCAGCUGCUUAGCAGCUACGCUCGGGCCCUAAUAAUAAUAACAAAAGAAGAAUCCAUCAGGAACAAGAGGGCUCUCGCAGCUGCUUAGCAGCUACGCUCGGGCCCUAAAGAAACAAAGAAAAACCACUUGGGGAAUAAUAGGGCUCUCGCAGCUGCUUAGCAGCUACGCUCGGGCCCUAAAGAUAGAAUCUACAGCAGCUGAGGCGGUGUGAGUGACUAUACCGUAAGUGUUGUAAAAACAGGAAUUAAGAUAAUAUCAACCUGACCAAUUAAGGCUUGUUUUCUGUGCUGCUUUAAUGCAAGGUUUCAUUUGUAAAGAGAUGCACAUCAGGCGGCUGUAUGCUAAGGUCUAGAUUGGAUGCAGACGUUUAAAUCAGGCCUGAGUGUGAAGAUGGACUCAUGAAGAAGAUUGAAAAUGAAGAUAGUCAUAGCCAAAGGUCCUUUUUUUAUCAACAUGUAAACAAAUGCACAGCUUCUGAAGAAGAAUCGGCACUGUGCUGGUGCCUCUUUGGUGAUGGCUGCUUUAUCGGAGGCAUUAAACAAUCUCUUUUAAUAUACUGUAAGCAGAAACAGCUGAAGAGUAAUUUUGCUAAAGAACCCUCCAGAGUGGAGUAGGUGCUUUUCUUUCUUUUCCCAGCCCUGAGACACAAAAUAACUUGCCAACUUUGCACUCGGGGGAAGGGGUGGGGGGUUCCACACAUUUUGAAAGGAGGACACUGAAGGGUCCUCUGUCUCUGGCUUACUUUUCUCAGUGUGUAAGGGAAUUGAGGGUGGAUGGAAACAAUUCGAAGGGAAAAGAGAGGAAAUCUAGAGUCGAAUUGUGAAUUCAGGACCUCAAAGGGAGGGUGGAAAACCAGCAUUUUGUUAGAACACAUCAGUCAGCUGUUACAAAUCCUCCUUUCUGUGUAUCUGACAUUUAAUUUCACACAUGCAGUCAGGCACUCUGACUGACAAUGGACAGUUUUCUGGAAAGUAGAUUUACAGUCAGCCUUCAAAGCAGACUGCUGCAUGUAUGGCUGCGUUGUAUCCAAUCACACUGCAGAAGGGUUCGUGAACACUAAGUGACCUUCUCUAUACCACUUCUUUAAUGAAAGAUUAUAGGACCCCUUGAGGGCUAAGAUCCUGGGGUCGUGCUCAGUUCAUAGUGGAGAAGUUCCUGUAAAGGGUGCAUUAAGAUAGGUUGGAUAUAAGUGACAUGCAACAAGAUAAGCAUUCUUUUUCCUUCCAUUUGUGCCCACCGUAAUGAAUGUAAGUUCAUUACUUGCUCUCUUUUUAUUCACUCUCUCUCUCUUUUGUUAAAAGAUAUUUCUCGGCGGCUGGUGAAAAGGCUUAUUAGAGCAGAAACAGUGAGCUUAUAGUCACAAAUAGGCAACACAAACAUGAGGAGAGCUGCAGUUGUGGGUUAUAAACUGUUAUUUUUUCUACCUCAUUAAUUAGUCAACUUUUUAUCACCUUCAGUUGUGUCACUUUAUCAGCGAGUGUUCACACACCGUAAGAUUCAGGCAGCUUUAAAGCUAAUGAAACAAUUUUUUUCCAUCUAAUUUUGGCUUAUUGGAGCACGUUUGAAAACAUGAUCAAUGCUGUUAUAUUUCAGAGCCGGACAGUGUGAAACAUCUAUUUUUGAAAGCUGUCAGAACAAGAUUAGAACAGGUUAUUAUUAUACUUACUUCCCAAGAGACCUUUUGAGGCAUAAAGAGCUUUUUUUUUCCCAGAUGCUGUUAUGAGGUUUGGUUCCAACACUUAAAUCUCUUUUUAGUGCGCUAAUUUUUGACACAGUACAAUUAUAGCAUCCACGGCAGAUGGCCAGUUUCAUUGCUUUGUUGGCAGUUAUUAUAAGGGAUUACACAAUAUUAAAAUGAUAGUGUUACAGAUUUCAGUUUCACAGAUAUGCUUUGCUUACAAAAACAGAGAAAAACAAAAACUUUGAAUAUACUAUCUAGACCCUGAAAGGAUCUACAGAGGCUGAGGUAUCUGCUACAUAUUAAAGACCCACUCGGAUGAAAAUUAUGUUUUUCUUGUUGUCUACAUGUUCAUAUGUGUAGCACUUGUGCUGACACAAUUUAGUGGAUGUAGAUAUGGUUUGAUGUAUAAUAUUGGGCUUUUGACCAGAAGAAGUAGAGAACGCUCAGGGAAGGAGUGGACACGAGACUGAGUGUUGCUUUUAAAAUGGUACCAUAUAUUAAAGCAAGCAGAUAAUAACCACAGUGCAAUUAUUUACAGUGACAUACAAGGACAUACAUAACAUGGAAAUGAUAAUAGAAGUACAGUGCAAUAAAUCAGUGAAGUCAGACAAUGUAAAUCAGUUCAAUCAGUUAGUCAAACAACGCGAUGAUCAAAUAAGUAAUGGGCACUUGGCCACCAACAGUUCCUCACAACACAAAAACCCACGUCUGGGUGGAAAGGUGUGAGUCCAGAGGAUUGGAGGAAAAGUGUAAAUGUUGGGUGGAGUGUGUGUGUGUGUGUGUCCGGAUUGAUGGGCUGUACAGUGGGGUGAGAGUGUUGCGGCUACAAGGAGCCCCUACCAGCCUGGCAGGAGAGAUGUGGGCUUCCUGGGUCUGUAGGUCACUUCCUUUAAGCUCGCCAUCUAAAAUCUGAGAACCUGGCCUGUAAAGCCAGGGUUCAAGUAAACCACAAUGUCACAAUCAAUAUACAUUGCUUGAAUUUCAGUGUAUACACAUGUCUUUUCAAUCAAAGUACUGCAGUUCAAUAUAAUCUCAACAUAAUCAUCAUAAUCCACAAUAAGUAUAGCACUUGCCAUUAGUCCAAAUAAAUGAAAUUUAUUUACAGCAUUUAUAUUAAACACUCAUUUCAUUCAAUACAUUUGAUUCAGGAAUCAAUGUUACAUAUUAGCAAUCACCGUUACAUUUUAGAGUUAAGCAUUGGCAUCAUCCAGCUAACACCAUCCAUUCAUCUGAAUGGAGGUGGCUAAGCUAUCAAGACAAACAAUUCUGCUCACCAGUUCACAGUUCAAUCUUCACAUCUACAGCCCUCCUCAAAUCACCACAGACUAGUAACGGGCUCCUAUGAGUUCAAUAAAGUUUGUUACAUAAAGUUGUCCGUUUGUAUUAGUGAAGAACCAGCGAAAAUGGAUAAAAACCGACCUGUUGCUCAUCUGUCUCCUGCUUCCCCACUGCUUCCUCUCACACUGAAUUGCCGCGGUAUGAUAAACAAACGUGAUUGGCACCGCUGCGUCACAUGCCCACAUGACGUCAUCAAGUACUUCGUUCUGAUUGGCCGAGUGGGCCAGGUAUCGAUCUCGCGAGAACAGGAUCCAAGAAUACCGCGAAAAGAGAAGCAGGAAUUGAAUAUGAUAAACAAUGAGAAGCAGGAGCCGAAUUAUCACCUGGGUUACAGAUGGCAGACUCAGAGAUUGUGUAAGUCACAACUCCAGAACUCUGCUAUGCAGGCCGGACUCAGGAAAGUAGAGAGGAUGUUUGCAGAUGAAGCUUGUGCGUAAGGGGAAUGCAGUGCUAGUAAGAAAGUAACAUUAUUUUGGCUAAAAACUUCAUAAUCACAACUUAAAGACCACUGAUAACUAAAGUAAUAAAAAAAUGAUUGGGAUUCGACUUUAAAAUAAUGAUAACAAAGAUUAACAUUUACUACACCAUCAAUUUCAUUUACCAUGGUUACUGUAUUUCCUCUAAACCGACCAUACUGCUUUGAAAUGUAACCCUGUUGGUCUUUUUAACCGCCUUUAUUAUUGUACAACUGCCGAGAGCAGAUACUGGAGGAGCCGUACAAAGCAAAGUGGAAGAAAGCAUGGAGUUUUUUUUUUCUUUUUUUUUUUAGUGUAUAAGCCUUCUGUUGGCUGCUCUGUGGUGAUAGCUUUCACUCUGCCAUGGUAUUUUAUGCCAAUAGUUCCACUCUGAGGGUGAUACUUAGUCAAAAUUUUAACAAGGGCACAGAGUCCUCAAGUGGAUUCACACAUUUUUUACUCUUGCAAACUGCCUGAGCGUCUUCCUAUCCAGUUUGAAAAAUGUACAUUUCAUUCUCUUGAUCUCACAAUGAACAUGUAACGUCAGGUGUUUAGAUUAGAAUUUAAUUUACAAGUUUUCAGAUUGAUCGAUAGGUAAAUGAAUGAAGACAGAGAGCAGAUAUUAGCAGGAUGGACCGCAUAAUUACUAAGAUGUACAGCACACUCUUUAUUAAAGCUGCAGUCUGCAGGAUGGCAGGGCGUUGGCAGUUCAUGUAUUCCUGAUUACAGAUUAAAGAAAUGCAGAUGGGCAUCAUGCAGCUUGUUAGCACAUAUGUUCAGAUCCCAGCGGCUCGUAUAAUGAGGGCGUGUGCUGAUGUUAGUUAGUGGGUGAAUCACACACUUCUGCAUGAUAAAAAAAAAACUGUGGAGUUCAGUCAAGGCCACUGUGUGAAUGAGGGUUGCUGCUUAAAUGAAUUAGAAAUCCCUCUUUUAUUUCUCUUUUUAUGUCAUUGUACAAUUAUAAACAGAGACUGGGAUUCGACUGCAUUUCCCAGGGAACAGACUGAUUCAGAAAAUGGAUUCACAGUUUCAUAGUUCUAUGCAGCAGCAUCAUUUGGGACUUCUUACAAUAAGAGCACACUCUCUUAUUAAACGUUAAAUAAUGCAUUACUUGCCCUGGGAAGAGCAUCAGUGUAAGUGUAUUUCUCCAUUCUCAUCUUCCUCUUUUCUUUUCUUCAGGAUAAUCUUAAUCUCCUUUUAACAGAGGAGGAGAUGUACAGCCUUAUGGAGACCUUCAAACAGUGCAAGAUCAUUCCAGGUGAGACACACACUCAACGAAUGGAUUAGAUCACAAGUCAGUAGUCAGUGUUUCACUUUCCACAGACAGGAAUGUUUCUGUUGUCGUGUAUACUGUUAGCAUAUAGCUCAAAGCAGUACUGCAUCCACAGCCUGUACAGCCUUUCAGAGGAGCAUGUCUGUGAACUUUUUGGCUUUUUUUCAUAUCCAUAAGCCAUGCUUAGCCUCAUUUUGUUCCUUCUUCGCUCAGCAUAAAAUAAACUCAUGCAUUCCUCGUGAAAAAUGCUGACUUCCCUCUUUCCCCACCAUAUGUUGUUAAAUUGUUAAAGACAGAAGUUGUAACACUCAUCUGCACAUUUCUGUGCAUCUGUUUCCAUCAUGGCCUGAUAAAUUUGACUCAUGUCGUUUCAAACUGUGUCUUUUUUUGUUGGUAAAGCACUUUCCAUCUACCAUCUCUUGAUAACCCCGCCUGAUCUAUCAGACUCCAAAGGAAACAUAGCCAUGAACAGUGAUGGGAGAUAUAUUUAGCUCACAGAGGAGGCGACUGCAAACAUACAAAUGUUCUCAAUAUUAUUGUUAUUGUGUCACAUUUCCCAGUCAAAGUUACAACAUUAUUUGUCAUGCCUACCUCCAAAUGUGUGGUGUUUUUCUGCAGCUUGGAUGGAGUACAAUCAGUAGGAGGUGGUCCUGUCUUAGUAGGGAAUGAGUCACCGCAAGUUAAUAAUAUCUGGAAGACUGCUUGGUGACUAAUUAAGUCUGAUGUGAUGAAUUGUUCCUUGUUGCUGUAGAGUCGUGCCUGGUGUCAGAUGAGCUACUGCAGUACCGCCACUUUGCAUCCAAGCAGCAGUUUGAUAAGGACCUGACUGAUGAGCAAGAAGAGGAAGUAUUGGCUCAGUUUGCAGCUCUGGACCCUGAGAAGAAAGGUCACAUCGAAUGGUCGGACUUCCUCUACUUUGAGUCUUUGUCGAUGUUGAAGAAGUUUCGCACAGAGGUACAGUAGAAGAAGUUGAAUGGAUCAGAAAAUCGAACUUUAAAGCGGCUUAAGAGUUAACAGAAUUUGCAUCAGCAUCCAAUGACAAUUAAUCUGCAAAUAUCCCUUUAUUUAUUUUUUUCUAAUUGCGCAGAUUUUUCUCCCUUAAACCUUGUUCAUACUUAUGUGAAAAAUUAAUGCAUACAACAAAUGCAGAAGCCUAUGUUUGUUGCCUGACAUGCACAGACCACGGUUCAUUGAGUAGUAUCUCAUUUCCUGCAGGAGCAACGUUACUGGCAUCACCACAAAUUUGACGGCUGUCUCCUCUCUUCUCCUUGAGGCAAUAUUAAUGUUAUGAUCAAUACUAAUCAGCUACAACCCCAGCAUCAUGGACUUUAAUUCAGCCUCCAUGGUUGCUGUGUACUAACAAAUAGAGAAUGCAAAAUGUGAAAUGAACCGGGGGGGCUAGCACAAUGACGGUUAAAGAAGUUGCACUGCCCACUAGUGUUUGCACAGUGAUGGAACGCUCCAACACUAGUAAGCAGUGCUCGUUGUUGCUACAGGAUCCAUCCCUGAAACCCGAUUUGUACUGCUCAUGUGCGAAGCGUAAGUCACUUUUUCUCCUUGUAUUUCAAUGCAUCUUACCGUAGUUAGUCGUGUGUACUGCGCUAGCGCAAAUUUGUGUAUGAAACACAUAACCGUUAUCUUUAUUUAACCCCCUUUUAACAAAAAAAAAUAUAUAUAUAUAUAUAUAUAUAUAAAUUGAUUUAAUUAACAAGAAGCCUACACAUUAUGGUCAAUGAAAUAUUGACACUCAUUAUAGCCUUUUAUAACUACGCUGCAAUUUUACAAUUAAGCUCAAAGUAGAAACCUUCACUUGUGUCUCUUUGCAGCACCUGGCUUCAGUCAGGGUGCCAUUUAGGAAAAAAGCACGUAGCUGGUGAUAAACAGAAGCAUCCAUUCUGACUGUAGCAAGCUCGCUGAUGCUCAAGCUGUCGAACAAGUGUCGGAACUGUCACAAACCACUAGGGGCAAAGAGGAAGUGAUGUACGUUUCGCACAUGCGCAGUACAAAUUGGAUUUCUGAGACGGAUCGGGUAGCAACUCUUGUGAUGGCAUUGGCCCCCAUGGUAAAGCAAGGGUUAACAGCAGUAUAAUAUAAACCAGGCUUAACCAUAAAUGCCCCCAACCACCCAGAAAGAAGAUAUCCUUUAAGUUAUGACCAACAGCCAAGAACUGACAUCUAAUUUCAUAAUUCAUGUAAUUUGUGAGAGUCCUCCUUGGAGUUAUAUAAUCCAGUUUCUCCGACUGAUACAGUUUGGAAUGAAACAAAGUUAGAGGAUAUCUGGUUUUGGGCUUCAAGGAUUGGAAGCAGUUUAUUAGACUGAGCCAAUAGUUAAAAAAUCUUUAAAAAUGGAAACUGGGAGAAAAAGACUUUCAAAAGUGUUUCUUUCAGAUAUUCAAACAUUUCCUCACUCACUUGUUUUCUCCUUUUCCCUAUCAUUCUUGCACGCCACGUCUUUUGUUCAUUUAUUUGUACCGAGACACCAACGAAGUGAGUAAUCAGACUCUUAUUGUGUUUAAUUUUUCCAGAACUCACUGGUGCGUGUGCUGACAGCCAAGGAGAGAGAUACCGCACGGUCUGUGUUCAAGGGUCUAACCCAGGAUAAAGACGGGGUGAUCACAAGAGCAGAAUGCCGUCAGGCCCAGCAGUCCUGGUUUCACAAACUCAACAAAGACUCACAGUCCUGUAAUGUGAGGUGAGUGCACUUGAGGAGAGUCAGGAGUUUCUAAUCAGAGUAUUAUAAAAUUUAAAUGUAUGGAACAAGUUUAAGUACUUCGACAAAACUAAAGUAUUCCAUGUUUGGACUGAGAUAAAAGGCAAAUAUCCAUGCACAAGUCUGGCAGGAUGUGGAGCGUGAGGAUCUCAUCAGAAUGCAAACUGCAUCUGGCAGAAGGAAAAAAAGGGUUUGCUGCGUAGGGAAUAGAGACACUUGGAUGGAGUCUGGAAGCAAGAUAACAAGCUGUGCUCUGUUCCUGUUACUUAUGCUUCUUUUUGUAGAGGAAUUUCAGGAUAAAAGUGCCCAUUCCCAUUGCUAUGCUGAUAACACUGUGCUUUUAUCGUCCAGUGUUUCACCAUAUUUUAUAAGGACAGUCCUCUAUGGUUGGAGCACUAAUAUGAGACAAAAGAAAACUUGUUUAAUCAUCAGGAGAUUUCUCUUUGGCUGCAAACACUGAAGAGCUAAACUGAGCUGCACAGAGGCUACAGCAACCACAGCAUCAGAGCCAAAUGAUUAUUACCAACAUUAGCAUCUGCACAAAACCAUCCAAUCACAUUUUGGAAUAGACUUUUGAGAAAUGCGUCUGAGAUGAAUCAAUCACAUCUGUAUUUUAUAACAGGACUGCUGAUCAUUUAAAAACAGAAAUUAAACUCUAGAUGUAAUAAUGAUGUGAUUAAAUGAAUAUUGAUUUUAUUUCAUGUUUCUGCAUAAUUAAACCAACAACCAACAUUACUUUGUAAUAUGUAGCCUGUGAUGAUGAAUACUGUAGAAUUGCCAUCAUUGCGUACACUGAUGAGCUGUCUGGCCAGUGACUUCAUUAUCAUUAUCUCUCAUGUCUCUCAUGGCAUUGCUGCAAUUUGGGCCAAAAUAGACAGCUGUUUUUCAGGGAAGCUGAAAAAACCUGCACCACUACUUACUGCUCAGCUCCAUACAGCAAGUAGUGGCCUUUAGCAGAUUAAAAUAAAUCGCUUUCUCAUGCCAAAGUUGGAAUGGAUCACAUACUGGGCUUGAAAAAGGUGAAUAAUAAACUUAAUUCAUUACAUUUUCACCAUGACAGCUCAAAAAAGAAAAGAGCUACUGCAGGUGCAGAUUGUUUAUCAUCUAGCUAAGAUUGAACGUUGAUGAAUCUGAAAGCCACUUUAAAAUCCGCACCAGCAGACCCCUUUCAAGAAGUAAGGCUUUAAAUCACAACCUGAGGCAAUCAGCUAAUGUACGAUUUCAAUGUACUUUAACCAAUGAGGAAAUCUGAACUAUAUAAGUGAAAAGGCAAAAUGUAGAUUUGCUGAGUCAUCACAACAGAAUAAAUCUUAUGCAAGACAGGCAUGAGUUAUGACAAACAAACUGAAAUGGGAAAGUUGUUGAAGAGCUGAAUGUGCCAGCUGUUGAGUUUUUGGUGCAACAAAGUUCAUUUAAAAGUUGAUGCAGACAUAACUGGUCAGUAACGCUUUCUUUUACAGUACACUUAUUACCAGGUAAUUACCUAUUAAAUUAUCUGGUAAUUACAUGAUAACUACUAAGUCAAUACUGUCUAGUUUGCAGCUCCAUUUUCAAAAGCUAUUUGGGGUUCUUCUUUUCUAUCAUUGACACUUGAUACAGCCUAUGGGCGUGUGAAGAUUGUGUAGCGAUACGCUGUUUGAGCCGAGCAUCAUCACAGCGACUCACCCGCCGAAUGCGUACAAUGCUACUGCGCAAGUGAUGGUUCCAGGAAGCGGAGACAAUCCUGGAAAUACCAGAGCAGUUCAGCUUCAAAUUUGUAUGAUGAUGGAAGGUUACCUACUUGGUAGCUAGACAGUAUUGACUUAGUAGUUAUCAUGUAAUUACCAGAUAAUUUCAUGUUGUUACUAGGUAAUUACCUGUUAAUUACCUGGUAAUAAGUGUACCGUAAAAGAAAGCGUUACCAACUGAUCAGCUGAACCAUUUGGUGACCACCCACACGCAAAAUAAGAAACCCAAGAUAAAUAGUUCUGAACUCUACAAAUUCAGCUGUUAAAUUCAACAUGGACAUUUUUAUGUGUGUGUUCUUGCUAGUGUUGAAAAUAUAAAAAGUUCAUGCAUAAAUCCAGAUAUACCGAAGAGCCUUUGGGAGGUCUGAACCACAUGAACACAUGAGGACAUGUUUGUUUAUAAUGACAUUAAAAAUGCAUGAGUGGCUUUUGUGCAUUGUGGCAAGACUGGAGACAGUUAUUUGUCUGCUUUUGACAAAGGUCAAUAUGAACACUGUUUUGGUCGCCACAUUGACCUUUGCAGAUGCAAUAAAUAGUGACAUCAAGGAAAAACAGAUUUAAGUUUUGCAAACAGGCCUGAUGAUGAACAAUUUUAAUCUGUACUUUCCUUAGAUACAUUUAAAUAACGUGCACAGCAUUGAUGGAGCUGGACGCUUUUGCUUGAAACUUGCUUUUUUCAUUUUUUUGGCUCCUCAGGCAGACUUUGUACAGAGCUGUUUGUGUUUUUUAAUCAAUCACUAUGCAAAACCCAAAAUUGCUACAGGGUUUAGGCACAAUAAAUUCAACGUAUGCACAGCACAAGACAAUCUCACACAACAGCUCUGCAACAAGUAGCUACUACCUUUGUAGAGCCUUUUGUUGAUACUUGAUCAAAGGAGAGACUCCAUAAUGCAAUCCUGUGAAACUCACCACAAGGUGCAGCCAUAAAAGGACCACAAAGUUGAAUCAACUCCUCUUUGAUAAAAUAAUAUCUGAUGUAAAGUCCAAACAUAAUAACCAUCAGAAAGCUGUUUUCUCAGGUGAUUAUUGCCCUGAACGACAUCUAACAGCUGUUGUUUAAAAUUUUUCUUCAACAACACACAAUGAAUUGGAUUAAAAGGGUUGUUUUUUUUCCCAGUUUUUCCCAGACAGACCUCAUCAGUGUGAUAAUGAAGAGAGAAUAAGCUCAGAUUGACUCUGAUGAGGUUACACUUGUUUGCACUCACUGUGUAUUUGUGUGAUAGUGUUUGUGCGUCACUGGUUGAAAGAGUGUUCACAUCCUCUCAUGCAACAAAAAAAUCAAUUCUGAGUGAAUGUCCUGCAUAAAAUGGGACACCGGAUUAAAUGGUCUUUGCACCACACUUAUGUAAGGAUGGGGAUCGAAACCUGGACCAAGAUUUUUCAAAACCGGAAAAUCAAUAACAUAUAAGAUUAUCGAUUCUGCUAUUGAGUCUCGUGGAGAAAACGCAACAUCUCAAGUCCAGUCACAUCAUUCAAAUCAAAUGAGUGGAGCACAAACGUUAACUGUCUAAUUAAGUAUAAGAAUUAUAUUGACUCACCAGCACAAAGGUGUUAAAGUGCCACUCGGAUUGUUUUUUACUACAUACAGUGUUCUCAGUUUUUUUUGCCAAAAUCGCAUUACCUGUGUCAUUUCAACUGUCUGAGACUGAAAAACUCAGCUGACUGUGUUUGCUGCUGCAGCCAUGGUAACCGCAACCAAAGCAGAAAGCCCCAUAAGUUAAAAUCUGUCAGCUAAAGCCAAAGUUGAAAUUAGCUGGUUGAAAACGAGUAAAUUAGUUCAAUGAAGUGGCGUAAGGUUACAUUAUGAUCCAUCCAAGGUUGAGUCACUAAAAUGACGGUAAUGUUGAUAAAAAGUCUUUGCUCUUCUGUUUCCAGUCACGCUACACUGAUGAGGUUCCUGUCACAGCAGAAAUACGUGACUUAUUAAUAAGUAAAAUUAAAACCAGUUCUGUUACAGACACCUGUCCUCUUAGUUUUCCCUUAAAUAAAAUAAAAGACUUGAAAGUGGAUUCAAUAAGAACAUGGAUCAUUAGGAGACUUGGUCAUGGUAUAAACACUGAAAAAAGUCAAUAAUCCCCGUCCUUACAACUGUGUGUUUACUGUUGGUGUAUGUAUGCAUGUAUACAAUCAUCACUGCUCAUAACUUCCUCUGCUGGGAAAUCUCAUCUGCCGUACCUUAUUAUUCCUCUCACCUAUUAAACACAUGGAAACCCUGCAGACUCAUGGGACUCUGCUCUCCUAUGUAUUGUGGGUGAGUGUGACUCAGCACUGCAUGGCUUGUCUGUACCCCCUCCCUUCGACCUCCUCCAGCAUGCUGCAAUCAUCAAGUGUUCUCAGACAACCCCUUCAUUUAGAUUUCAUUAUAUAGCGCUCGCUCUGAAAAAGAUAGAGCCCUCUUGACCUCAAACUGCAGCGCUGCUUUAGAUUCAUGCAGGAAUGAAAGACGCAUGCGACCUUGACUCAGCCUAGAUGCGCAGUACCUGAGCCUUUCAUCGGAUCGGGUCUUGCGUUUUUGAGUUAUGAAUAGGAGUCUGGCUGGCCUCUUACUGUAAGGAUCAUAGAAAUCCUUUUGUUCUCUUAAGGGGAGCUCCUCUUGAAAAGCCUCAGUUAUCACUUUAAGAGGAUGCUGUAGAGCAGCAGGUUGUGAGAGUGCACUGUGAAUAUCAGGUUCACACAUAGGACUAAAAUGCAGGGCUACUCAAGCUCACGCAAAAGCAAAUAUUAAAUGAAUUGGAAAAACUCUCCUGUGUUUGAUCACUGGAUUAUCGGCAUUUCUGACCCCUGAAGUGAGAGUGAAAUGAGGCUUUAAAUGAGGCAUCAGUCGGUAGGUUCAAAUCAGGUCACUCAUUAGGGGUUUUGCUCUCAUCUGCUGUCAGCGUUCCUGCUGAGGCGGUGGGAGAUUUGAUGUGAUUAAAGCGACUUUGAAAGAUGAUGCAGAGAUGUUUGGGUUAAUCACAGUUGGCAGUCGUCAGUUUAGAAAGAUUACAGUGGUCUGUAGGAAUGAAAAAAGAGCAGGUUAUAAAGGUCAAUAUAAACUGUCUGUAAAUGGGAGAAGUAUACUUUAGUAAAUAGCUAUGUUUUAAACUUGUGCUUUGAACCAUUGAACUCUCAAAACGCUUGCAUUAAAAUCACACAUUAAUUAAAAAUCACAAACAAACAGAAGAGUUACCAAGAAACCGGCAAAACCUUUUAAGGAUGAAAAAGUCUGAUUGUUUUUAUCUUAUUCAUGAAUGUCAUGUCCAUAACUGAGUGUUUAAAGAGCUGAAUAUGUAACUCAUUUGUUUGAUUUGUUGCUUUCUCUCUAAUCUUUGCCUCAGUAUAAGUCAUGUUGGCCCCAUAUGUGAGAGCAGUCCAGCCAGCUCUGGCAGUGAAAGGAGCAAGACUGAUGACAACAGGUUUGUCCUCUCAUAUUUUCCUUGAGUUCAUCUAAGGUAGGGGACGUAAUUAUUGAACAGCGCCUUACUAUAAAUCAACCUUGCUCUAAUGGAAAUUGCUGGAAAUUCUUCAGAUCGGCUUUUACCUCUGGUAGUCUUUGUCAACCCACAGUUUCUCUUGUUCGUUAAAGGGAUAUUCUGGCCUAAAUUUAAGUUAUGGUCAAACACGCUGUUGUACCAAAUUAGAAACCCCCUCGAGAGAUGAAUGUUGCUUCUCUUGCUUCUCUAGUUAUAACAACUCCAGCAAUGACCGCACAAUAGCAAUACACAGCAGUCUAUGUCUCCACACGCAAACCUCGACCAAAAAAACACUCUAUAGUCACAAAUAAUGCUCAGAACAGCAUCUAACUUCAUCAACAGGACAUAUAGGGUCACAGCCAUCAAACAUCUUUUUAGCUUUGCCUGAUUUCUUUAGCAAAGAGACUAAACACAACUCACCCACUCUCCUCAAGCAGCCGUUUGUUUGUGGGGGAGUCCUUUCAAGUCGAUCACUGAGUACAGCAUGAAGUCAUAAUCAUAAAUGAUCUUCCUUGAGCUGCGAAACUCCACUGCACUUGGUGAUCGACUCGUCAGGGCUCCCCCCACAAACAAGCUGCUGAUGGAAGCGAGUGGGUAAGUUGUGUCUGAUCUCUUUGCUAAAGAAAUGAGUCAAAGUUAAAAAGAUGUUUGGUGUCUAGUACUAUGUCUGUGACCCUAUAUGUCCUGUUGAUGAAGUUAGGUGCUGUUCUGAGCAUUAUUUGUGGCUAUAGAGUGGCGUUUUGGUUGAGGUUUGCGCGUGGAGACAUAGACUGUUGUCAUCUCUCGAGGGGGUGUCUAACUCGGUGUUAUGGUGUGUUUGACCCUAACUUACUUUUGCGCCGGAAUAUCCCUUUAAAGUUUGCAUAACCUGGUUCACCCUGUUUAAAUAAGACAUAUACUUGUUUCUCUGGAUACAGCUCUUAUGACUGCACUGAAGGUCCUCACUGGUCAAAGCAGUGAAUAUUUCAUAAGCAGCAAGAAUGGGAUACAUUUUGAGUGAAACAUCACCUCCUAUAAAAGUGAAGCACUGCCCCUGCAAAUGACCUGGAACUCACUUUCUAAGUCCUGCCUGAUAAUGGAGACAAAUCCUCUUUGGCAUAUCAUUACUUCUGAGACUUUCCUUCAUGCCCCAUUACAAGAUCUUGCAAUAAUUGAAGCUAAUGCACCAGUACUUCAGCCUGCGAUCCACAGGGAUCCACAAUUACAGAGAACUACACAAGAGAGUCUUAUUAAGUUGAAUGCUAAUUAGCACUAACAUGCUUUGAAAGAGGCCUGACAAACAAUUUUCACGAAGCAUUUUUAAGGAGGAUAAGGCAAAUUAAAGCAAACAGAAGCCAGAAACUCACUGUGAUGAUAUUACCAAGCAACUGUACCAUGUAAUUACUGUGAUUGUGUGCUGAAGUAAAACAUUCUGUGUGGGGAAAUAUGGAGCAGAAACCUCCAGUCUUGAGAAACAAAGAUAGUGUGGAAGUGCUCAAAAUGCAUUUCCUGCACACACACAUAUCCACUUCUGAAAAACCUCUUUACAGCAAAGUUGAACAUUUUUACAACCUAGUGCAAAAGAGGUCGAGGUGUGAAUGGGCCAGUUCUCCAUUCACACACUAUAACUCAUUACUUUUGAAGAUAUUAUGGGUAUAAGUUUUACGUAAUAAAGGUCACUCCUGACUUAAUUUACAAGAGGGCGCACUGUUGCUGUAGAAAGGAGACUAAAGGCCCACCUCAGCUCCACCCUCUUCACCUCUCGCUGGGUCAUCAGACAGUAAGGUUGAGUCAGCAUUAGGAGCCAUCAGAGAACUUCAGAACUCCAUUUCAGGAACCAAAGGGUGACGUCGACAGGGACUCUGUCCAUGUCUUAUGCAGUCUAUGGAUAAUAAAUCCACUCACUACAGACCCUGAAACUCCUUCAGAGGUGAAAUUCCUUAUCUUUUGAGCAGAGAUCAUUAAUAAGAGUCAUUUGAGAAGUGUUUGUGAAGGCUGUGGUGAAUCAAGCAGUUACUCUGAUAAAGGCAGAAUAAUAUUAGGUCCCUCACAGUCCCCUUUGUUGUAGUGAUUAGUUAAACAAAAAGCUUAAGCAAUGAAAACAACAAUUUAGCAAACUGUGAGAAGUGGACAUUAAUCUUGUAGCUAGGAUUCAGUUAGCAAUAGUUAAGUUACAGCAAAUCCAUAUCACUACUAAAGUGUUUAAGCUAAAGAGUGAAGGUUUGAUACCAGCAUUGACUGACACUUUGAGUCAAUUUAAAUCAGUUUUUCUGUGGUCUUUAAAUCAAAUGUGUUAUUCUGUAACUUCUUAACUAUCAGAAAUAAAAAAAGGACCAAAGUCUGGGAUGGGUAUGUCUUCCUUUCAGCAGUUUUUCAACGUUGAUACCAUUGUGAAUAAACUGUUCACCCCUGCAAAGCUGUAAAUCUUCAAUAAAUGGCUCACAGAUCUUUGCUUCCAUUUGCAAAGGUUCCACUAUCUGACAAUCCAGCAGGGAAAUGUGGAAUUAAUUCAAUCAUAUAAGGACUUUUUUCAGGCUUUAAUGAAAAAUUUGUAUGCACACUUGACUUUAAAAUGACUAAUGCAGCUUCCUAUUUCACUCUUUCAGAAUAUUGGCACAGAUCAGGUUUUGUCUACAGGGGCAACAGCCUCGGAUAUUUAAAUUAGAAAUGCAUGUAUUCAUCGAUGAGUGUUUCAGAGGUUAUUACCCAACCAUGUUCUUCGUUUCCAACCCUUUCACUGCUGUUUUCUUGAUUCACACAACUGUGUCUUUGAUAAAUAAUAAUGUCUCUUUAUCCAACAGGCCAGUGACCUGGGCAGACUUUUUAAGGGAGAGUGCCAUUUACAUUUUGGCUGCGCGGCCCAAUAGUUCUGCCAUGCACGUCCGUCUGCCUCUAUAGUCCAGGAUCCUCCACUGCACCAAGCAGAGAGAAGGAGAGAGAGGGAGGAGUGUGUACGCUGUAGUUUACAGAUGAGUGGAGGAAGAUAGACGUGGUUACACAAUGACAUAGGGACGGCGACCGAGCGAGCCUGACGAAGCACCGAGAGACAGCAGAUCAAGCCAUCAACAGAAUCUCUCCUCCUCUGCGUUACCUUUAACCCACCGCACUGACAACACACACAUGCUGACUGACUUACACAACGCAAGUGACAGCAGCUGUCACAGGACCAAACUCCAAAAAUCUGAUGGCUUCCAUCAAACACGUAAGAGACGGGGACCGGGAAGACAACCACCUACUCAUGGAUAGUCAGUCAGAUCUGAAAGUUGUGAGUUAAAAAAAAACCAUGCACACAAUCUGACAGGCUGUUAAGAUUCUCACACUCCACACUAAACAACACGUCCUGCACUCUACGGCCCUGCAGCUUAAAACAUACUUCUCCAUGUUGGUGUAUUAGCGCGACAGGCUGUUACUCUUACAAGUAUACAUUCCUAUGGGUGUCAUCAUGUUUUAAUAAUAGUUACCUGCUACUGUUACGAGGUUGUGUUUUCUGCCAUCAGAAUUGAUACUGACACUACACAAGGGUUCAUGCAAGCUCAUUAUUUGUACUGUUAAGCAAGUGGAUUUUGACGUGGGAUGAACCCUGCCGCUGCCAUUAUCAGAACAUAUACCAUCAGGAAUGAAAGCUAUCCGCAUACAUUAUAUUAUGUGAGAGCUGCUGUUCAUUGCCGAAUAAAUUAUUAUUAUGCAUUAAAAAGCUGUAUUUAUUCUUGUAUCCUCUGAUAUAUCCUCUGUGUUCCCAUUCUCAUUCAAAAAUCUGUUCCUCUGAAGUACUAACUGUGAAAAAAGGAUGUGAAGUGAAUGUUAAUGAAAGCUAACCCAUUAAUUACUGUGUAUAUACUGCCAUAUAGUACAUUUUGUCCCUGUUGUGCACAGAGCUGCAAAUUGACAAGGUGGAAGCAUCUGCCCUCUUGUUCUGGUGUCAUUAUUUGCACUGAGGGAAUGAGCUAAGGGUGGACGACCGUGUGACACAAUCACUGCAACCAGAAAAUGAGAAACGAUGGAAGAUGUGGUGCAAACGUUUGUUCUUAAAUGCGCUGAGAUGUGGUGGGGAUCCUACAAUGUUACAGUUUAUACAGCAACUGAAAUGCACAUGACACUGCUCAUAGACUCACCGGAAACAUACUGUAACAAGUAGAACUUCAUGUAGUGUUGAUGCUAUGUAGUGAAAGUUCUGCCAGAUUGUGAAUCAAGUAUGUUUAUGACAUGAUUGGUGAUGGUCUGACAGAUAUGUCAGGGUUCUGAAAUAAAUGCAUGGCAUUAACUCGUCUUCGAGAGAAUCCUG
Messenger RNA from Xyrichtys novacula (pearly razorfish), 54345 nucleotides. Lineage: Eukaryota; Metazoa; Chordata; Actinopteri; Labriformes; Labridae. The record is from the annotation of a GenBank genome assembly.